AGGCCUGGAGGAAAUCGGGAGGAGAGGCAGAGAGAGACUGAGGACCAAGCGGACCAAAGGACUCUCUCUGGGCAUGGUCUUCAGCUUGCGAGGUCCAGAAGAAGAGGUGGCCUCAGGGGAAGCAGGAAGGUCAGCUGGACUUGGGGGGCUUUGUCCCGGCCGUGCCAUCUGCGGUUUGCUGGCACCGCCCGUGAAGAAGAGGUGAGCCUCUCUUCUCGGCAAAUCCUUUCGGGCGAGAAGAGUUUUGGAAGAAGGAGACAGGCAGUUCUAGAAAGCCAUGGGCAAUGCCAAGGUUGGGGUUGGGGGUGGCGGCUUGUGGCGAACGAAGGAUGCAGGGUGGAAGGAGGUUGGAGAUUAGGUGGCAUCUCUAAUAGCCCUUCAUGCCAGGGGAGGAGAGGGUGGGGUGGGUGGUGGGGUGGCCUUGGAGUCGGGGAGGGAAAGGAGUUGGGUUUUAGCCCUGCUCAUGCAACCCAGAAGCUUGCUUGCUUGCUGGCUGGCUCCUGGCCUCUGAGCCAGACUUUCUGGGCGAGAGACCACCUUGUAAGGUUGUUGUGAAGAUAAACGGAGAUAUGGGUAGGUUGUAAGUUACCCAAGACUGCAAAAACCACCCCAAGCAAUGUGGGAGGGCUGGGGGACUAGCUUGGGUUAAGACUGCAGGUCUUCUUUUACUUAGGUAUGGAUUAUCAGGUGCAUUAAAAAAAAUAAAAAUCUGUUUAACAAAGUUUAUACCCCACUUGAUUGUAAGAACAACCACCAGCCGCCAAACCUAUUUUGGUUUUUUUUUAAGUAAAAUAUUUGAAAUUGUCAAUAAAAACAGUGAAAACAGGAUUUGGAAACAUCUAAAAGAUGUUUAAACAGUAGCUAAAACAGGAUAAAAUGCAUGUUGUUGUUGUUGUUGUUGUUGUUGUUAUAAUUAUUUUAUUAUUUAUGCCCCACCCAUCUGGCUGGGUUUCCCCAGCCACUCUGGGUGGCUUCCAACAAAAUAUUAAAAUACUGUACAAUAGUCUAUUAAACAUUAAAAGCUUCCCUAAAGAGGGCUGCCUUCAGAUGUCUUCUAAAAGUCUGGUCGUUGUUCUCUUUGACAUCUGGUGGGAGGCUGUUCCUCAGGGCUGGUGCCACCACCAAGAAGGCCCUCUGCCUGGUUCCCUGUAACUUGGCUUCUCACAGUGAGGGAACCGCCAGAAGGCCCUUGGCGCUGGACCUCAGCGUCUGGGCAGAACAAUGGGGGUGGAGACGCUCCUUCAGGUAUACCGGGCCGAGGCCGUUAAGUUGUUCAUGUCUGGGGAGGCUUGCCUAAACAAAAAUGUUUUAAGCAGAUGCCUAGAGUGGCUGGGGGAACCCAGCUAGAUGGGCGGGGUAUAAAUAUAUUAUUAUUAUUAUUAUUAUUAUUAUUAUUAUUAUUAUUAAAGAGUACAGUAAAGGCACCUGCCUGGCGUCAACAGGCCGUGAGUUCCAAAGUGUACGUAGGUGCUGCCUCGCUAAUAUAUUGAUUUCUUACAAGUGUGUGUGUGUGUGUGAAGUGGCUUCUGUCGCAGGGCCGGUUCCACAGUUCAGAGAUGUCACAGAAUAAUAGAAUUGUCAAGUUGGAAGGGACCCUGAGGAUCAUCUAGUCCAGCCUGCCCAGUGCAGAAAUAUUCAGCAUCGCAGGACUGUGCAUCUGUCUCAUAUGGGGCUCAAACCUGCAAUCUUGGUGUUAUCAGCACCACUCUCUAUCCAACUGAGCUACCCAGGCUGUAUUGAGUGGACCUAUUUGGGGUAAGGCAAUCCCAUAAGUAUUCGGGAUUUGAAACCAGGCCUCCCAACCCCUUAGUUCAACGCUCUAUCUCUCUUUCUUUCCUCCAAGGGGUUCAAGAUGCUGAACGCAGCUCCCCAGCUCUGCAUUUUAUACCCUUAGCAACAAUGUGAGGUAAUAAGGCCCAGAGUCAUCCUGUGAGUUUCACAGCAGAAGAGGGAUUUGAACCCGGGCCUUUUUCAAGUCCCGAGUCCAGCCCUCUAGCCACUACAUUUUAUUGUUAUCUGCUGCUUUGUUUUAUGUAAACCACUUGAGAUUAUUUUUUUAAAAAAAAAAUACAUUAAAUAAGGAAUAAAGAAUAAAUACACCACACUGGCUCUCUUGAGGUCUGAGCCCUCAGUCUCAAUUCCAGGAGUAGAGAUCUGAAACAUCUGGAGUUUCCAGGUUUGCUUAGCUACAAAAUAUUGAAGAAAACCUUGGACCUGCUCUAUAACAGUGGCAUGAAAGUUUCUUCGAAUCACAACUUCUCAGUACUGGGUAAAAGCUUUUCCUGGUCAGCAACUGGAAAGGGAACCAGGCAGAAGGCCUUCUCAGUGGUGGCUCCCACCAAUGUCAAGGAGAUGAGUAACUGUACAGCUUUUAGAAGACAUCUGAAGGCAGCCCAGUCAGAUGGAUGGGUAAUAAUAAUAAUAAUAAUAGGCAGAGGACCCUUGCAGAAACAUGGGCCUAGAACAGUUUAAGUUCCCAUCUGGAAAAUAGUUAAGGGUUGCCUGGGUAUUGGCUGAGGUCUACAGGUCCUCUUGGAACAGGUGAACAUAGGAGCGUGUGAGAGGGGUCAGGGUGGGGCUUUUUUGUUGAUUAUGAUUCCCAAAAUUUCUGAGUCUCAUCCCUGCAUUUGGAAAAGAGUAUAAGAGAAGUCCAGUAGGUAAAAGGGUGGGAACAGCUCUCGGAAGCAAAUAAGUGUAUACAGGGAAGAAUAUUGGCCUGAGACAACAGGGACCAAUGUAUAAUUCCCCACCUUCUUUAACCAUCCCAUGAUAUUCAGAAUCAGGGUUUGGGAAGGGUAUAUUUCUCCUCACUCACCUUUUCAAGAAGACACACGUGUUUAACAGGGAAGAUAGUUGUGAAACGAGUAACAGCCUGGAAAAUGCAUUGAAAACACUCCGUAUCCCAUGGUGCAGUGCUCCCUGACAAAUGUCCAUGUCUCCGUGGGCUGCUAAAAUUUCUUGGUUUAGACUCAAAAGUGUCAAAGAAAAACUUCUUUCUGGGCUCUUGAUCUCCUUACCUAAACUUGUCCCAAGAUGAGAAAAUAAGAAGCCAAACUCAUUUUAACCAUUCAGGGACUUUGAGCGUGGAACAUGGAGGUGGUACUUCUUCGAAAUAAAUUUCCCAUGAACUGUGCAAGAAGAGUAAGAUGGAAGGAGAGCCUGAUGAGGAGGAUAUCUGGAGGUGCAGACCUUUCUUUUCUUCCUCUUUCCUCCUAUAAACCCAACAGCCAAAAGAUGGAACAAGACCAUGAACUGCAAAUCUUUAAGCUUCUAUUAGCACUUAAGAUUGUGGUGACAAAUAGUGGAAGAGAGAUCCUGUUUGCAGGUUUCCCACGGUUUUCUGGCUGUCCACUGUGAAAAGAGGAUGCUGGACUAGAUGGGCCAUUGGCCUGAUCCAGCAGCCAGCUCUUCUUAUGUUCUGACCCACCUUAAACAACAGUAUGGAUAAGCCCUUAAUUUCAGCUUAAACUAGGCUUCUCCAACCUAGCACUCUCCAGAUAUUUAGGACUACAACUCCCAUGAGGCUGUGUUGGCUGGGUCUAAUGAAAAUUGUAGUCCAAGGCAUCAAGUUGGGAGAGGCUUGGGCUGAUUCUGCAAACUGCCCUGGGUUCGUUUUUUGUUCGUUUUCACAAUGGGCUCGCAGGCUUUAACCAUUAGUAAAGUUGGAAAGAAAUGCUCUUGAAUUCCUGCUCUGCAGAAGUGUUUAUUCCGGAAUCUAACAAAGGGAGGGUCCCCUGUUCUAAGAAUUUUCUAUGUUUCUCUCCACCUGCCUCCCCUCAGUCCCUCAGAAGGAACCAACUGGCUGUCCACUUUGGUGACCCUGUCUCAAUGGGCAGAAGCCCGGGAGAUUUCCUGCACUUAGUGGCUCUUGAUUUGUUGCCGAAAAAUGUGCCACCAGACCCUCCCUCUUGACUAGUCUGCUGUAGACAACAAAUGCUUUCAGUGCUUCUUUAUCCAGAAAGCAGGCCAAGUGAGCCAACAGUUUCUCAAGGCUGAUUGUGAGAAAAGGCACAAUGCUUUGCAGAGCCCUUUUUGCACGCUGGAAACUGCUUCGGAAGCAAAUUAUGAUCGCAUCUUGGUGAUUGCUCUCGCUUGGCUUCUGCUCAAAGUUGUAUUUUCUCUCUCUCUCUCUCUCUUUGCAAGAGGAGGUGCGUGCGGGGACAACGCCACUGCAGCCAAUCAAACGCUUGUGGUUCUUUCUGUAGCAGUGCCCUUUGAUCCCACAGAUGGAAAUUAUAAUCUUAUGUAUGUUUUGCCUUUUACAUCAUAGGAAACAAAAUACUUUCACUACCAGAAGUCAGGGCAGAGAAGCAAACAUAUGCAAGGCAGGAGAGAGGGAGAAUUAUUGGUGCAAUCGCUGGAUCGGAUGUUCUCUCCAUGUUUUAGAAAUACUUAAACCCAAAUACUGUGUUGGGACUGGUGCGUAGACCGCAUACCUUAAAUUAUUCCUGCAUCACAGGGGGUUGGACUUGAUGAUCCUUGGGGUCCCCAUUCCAAAACUACAAUUCUAUGAUUCUGUAAGCCCAGAGAAGGAUCUCCAGCAAUUCCUAAAAUGAAAGGUGCUAGUUCUACUUGAGACUCAAAGCUCCUGCCGUGCCUAUGAAUCCAACUGUGUCAGGGUAGUUCUUGUUGAAGAAAAGGCACUCUGUAUAUGCUCAGGGGCCCUUUUCUUCUUAUGACCCAUGCUCUGACACUCAUAAGUGAUUUGAGGGCCACAUCUGCCUAUACCUUUUGUAAUAAUAUCUCUGUCUGUCAUCCUGACGGCCCUCCUUUUUUAGUGAUCUCUUAUUGGAUGACUAGUUCUGCAGAAGUUAAAAAGACGAGCACCUGAGGAUGCUUUGUAAAAGGAAAACCAGGUUCCCAAAGUUUCUUCUCCCCCAGCUUUGCCACCUGAUAUGUAGUAACACACAUUCCCAUCUAAAAAGUGGGGUGGGGUGGAAAUAAGAUGGUUAAAUCCAGAGUCUAAAAGUAGCAUUGCAGAAUACUCCAAACUUCCAUGUCCCUGAGUUCAGUCAUCUUUAUGACUGAAUUCAGAUAAACAAUUUAUCAAGAAAACCCAAACAGUUGCCCGGUCCUUCCAUUCAAAAGAAAACCCCCAAAGCAGCUUGCAAAUUAAAACCCACACACCGCACUGUAUGAAACACCGGCAGCUCUGUAAAUAAAUUGCCCUUGGUGAUGAUGAUAAUCUUAAGACUGCUCAGCCGCAAGCUGAGACAAGCCUUGCAGAAUCUGAAUUACAGCAGCUUAGCUCCAAUGGCAUAUCUGCAAUUGCUUUGCUCCUGAACUGCUAGAAACGGCCUGAAAACUCAGAUCUAAGGUUUUGUAAGCAAAAUGGCCAGCAAGCCUUUCGGGAGAUGACUAACUUGGUCAAAUCCAAACCAUCCGUUUCAAUCUAUUUCUAUAACCACUUUAGCAGUCAUGGAGAAUCCUGGAAACUGCUGUUUGUUAAGGCUGCUGACUGAUCUCAUGGAGCUGCAGUUUCUGGCACCCACCAGCAAACUAUAAUUCCCAGGGUUCUCCAUGACUGUUUAGUAGUAAAGGUAAAGGUAAAGGGACCCCUGACCAUUAGGUCCAGUCGUGGCCGACUCUGGGGUUGCGGCGCUCAUCUCGCUUUAUUGGCCGAGGGAGCCGGCAUACAGCUUCCAGGUCAUGUGGCCAGCAUGACUAAGCUGCUUCUGGAGAACCAGAGCAGCGCACGGAAACGCUGUUUACCUUCCCGCCAGAGCGGUACCUAUUUAUCUACUUGCACUUUGACGUGCUUUUGAACUGCUAGGUUGGCAGGAGCAGGGACCGAGCAGCGGGAGCUCACCCCGUUGCGGGGAUUCGAACCGCCGACCUUCUGAUCGGCAAGUCCUAGGCUCUGUGGUUUAAACCACAGCGCCACCCGUGUCCCAUAAUGAUACUUUAAAUGGAGAAUAGCAAAUUUAGAACAGAAUUGUGAAAAAAACUAGUAAAAAGGUGAACCAGGGCACUAUGAACCAAAUAUUUUACAAAUCAGUUUGGUUCCCUUUAUUCUACUCUGAUUAGAGAGCUAGUGUAGAGACUGCGCUGUGAAUCAGGAGGCCUUUGGUUCAAAUCUUGCACCUGCCAUGAACUCACUAGGUACUGUUAGUCAAACCCACUCUCAGCCUUGAUCCUUCCAUCUACAAUAUGGGAAUAAUAAUCCCGGUUUACUUUAUAGGGCUGUUGUUAGGAUUAAAACUAUAAAUGCACUGGAAGCACUUUUAAGAUGAUGCCUCAAAUAGUGGAGGCAGACAGGAUGUGUUCAGAUGUGAACGCAGAUCGCCCCAAAGCCCAAAGUUGGUGGGUUGACAGACUGCCAAAUUAUGGACCACCUUUAUUUUUUUAUUUUUUUUAAAUGAUAUUUAUUAAAGUUUCAAAGAAUACAAAAACAGAACAUAAAAAUACAAGAAAAUACAAAAUACAGAAAAAAGAAUAAAGUUUUUAAAAUAUAACAAAAAAAAAUAAAAUAAAAGGAAACAUACAAAGUAAAAACAAUUAAAAACACAUCUUUAGUUUUCCAUAACAUAUCUUCCUUUCACUUAUUUCCCCGGACCUCCUCAUACCUCCCUUUUUUGUAUUCCAGUUCAGUUUGUUAGUUCAGCAAGUCCUUACCAUUAAGCUUUUACCCAUUUAUAAAACCUUUUUCGUCUCUCUUAAAGCAUUACAGCUGGAAACCACUUAGUUUCUAUCCAACAUCCUUCUAAAAUUCCUUAAUUUUACAAUAUUUCUGUAAAUAGUCUUUAAAUUUCUUCCAGUCUUCUUUCACCGACUCUUCUCCCUGGUCUCGGAUUCUGCCAGUCAUUUCCGCCAAUUCCAUGUAGUCAAUCACCUUCAUCUGCCAUUCUUCCAGAGUGGGUAGAUCUUGUGUCUUCCAAUACUUUGCAAUGAGUAUUCUUGCUGCUGUUGUGGCAUACAUAAAAAAAGUUCUAUCCUUCUUUGGCACCAAUUGGCCGACGAUGCCCAGAAGAAAAGCCUCUGGUUUCUUCAGGAAGGUAUAUUUAAAUACCUUUUUUUUCAUUAUAAAUCAUCUCCCAGAAAGCCUUAAUCCUUGGGCACGUCCACCAAAGGUGAAAGAAUGUGCCUUCAGUUUCUUUACAUUUCCAACAUUUAUUAUCGGGCAAAUGAUAGAUUUUUGCAAGCUUGACUGGGGUCAUGUACCACCUGUAUAUCAUUUUCAUAAUAUUCUCUCUUAAAGCAUUACAUGCCGUAAACUUCAUACCUGUGGUCCAUAACUGUUCCCAGUCAGCAAACAUAAUAUUGUGUCCAACAUCUUGUGCCCAUUUAAUCAUAACAGAUUUCACCGUUUCAUCCUGAGUAUUCCAUUUCAACAGCAAGUUAUACAUUCUUGACAAAUUUUUAGUUUUGGGUUCUAGCAGUUCUGUUUCUAAUUUUGAUUUUUCCACCUGGAAGCCAAUUUUCUUAUCCAGAUUAUAUGCCUCCAUUAUCUGGUAAUAAUGAAGCCAAUCUCUCACUUUAUUUUUUAAUUUCUCGAAACUCUGCAAUUUCAAUUUGUCUCCUUCUUGUUCCAAAAUUUCCCAAUAUUUCGGCCAUUUGGCCUCCAUAUUGAGCCUUUUCAGAGCUUUCGCUUCCAUUGGUGACAACCACCUUGGGGUUUUAUUUUCCAAUAAAUCCUUGUAUCUUGUCCAAACCUUUAACUUCUCUGCAUAAGAACAUAAUCAGAGGCUGUUGGAUCGGGCCAGCAUCCUGUCUUGCCUGACAUCCUGUUCUCACAAGGGCCAGGCAGACGAGGCGCUGGCAUCAGUUUGAUUGGCGCCCCUGGUCUCUAAUGCAGAGGGUGUGCUCUUUAAACCAGCUCUGAGAUCUCCGCAGCUGAUAUCACUGGAGUCAUUCUCCAUCCCCUUCCCACCCAUUCCUGCGUCUCUAUUUAUAGGCGGCGCAGUUACGGAAAUGUGUUCCUGGUCAGGAAGAGCUUGGCAGCUGCAGUUUCAGAAUGAGAUCUUUCCUCUUGGGACUUCUGGGGUUUGGAGCGGCCCGUUUGGAACACGGGGUGUGGCCCCUCCUCAGAUAGCCUGCUCCUGUUGUUUGUGCCCAGUAUCUGGCGAUCGUUGGCAUAUCGAUUCUGAUCAUUGAGGCGUGUUUGGUGAUAGAUCAGCUCCUAGCCAGGGAGGAAUGGAUGGCUGUGUUGAUUUCAGUUUCUCUCACAGCUGACCUACACCAUGAAUUUAAGGCACAUCUGAUAAUAAUAAUAAUAAUAAUAAUAAUAAUAAUAAUAAUAAUAAUUUGUACCCUGCCCAUCUGGCUGGGUUUCCCCAGCCACUCUGGGUGGCUUCCAACAAAGAUUAAAAAUACAUUAAAAUGUCACACAUUAAAAACUGAUGCACAUUUAAAGCACACAACUUUCCCCCAUAGAAUCCUGGAAACUGUAGUUUCAGUCACAAACUACAGUUCCCAGGAUACUUGGAGGGGGGGAAUCAUGUGCUUCAAGUGUGUAUCGGGUGUGCUUUAAAUGUGUGGCUCUGCUGCUUCGUUUUUCUACUCUUCAGUUUGGCUUGCCCCAAAUUCAAGUGGACUUGAACGUUCACACACAUUCUUGUUCCUACUUUGGCAAGCAAUUUCCCCAAAGGGUAUGCACUGUAUGCUCGAACUCGGGACAAAAGGGGGAAAUGUACUAAGAGGAAGGCACACUUGGCAAAUCCACACCAUGGUCAGCUCCUGCCCAGAAACCAAUGUCCUCACUGUGGAAGGACGUGUGGAUCCAGAACUGGCCUCCACAGUCACUUACGGACUCACUGUUAACCAGGGGUCAGCAAACUUUUUCAGCAGGGGGCCGGUUCACUGUCCCUCAGACCUUGUGGGGGGCCGGACUAUAUUUUGAAGGGGGUGAAAAAGAACGAAUUCCUAUGCCCCACAAAUAACCCAGAGAUGCAUUUUAAAUAAAAGCACACAUUCUACUCAUGUAAAAACACCAGGCAGGCCCCACAAAUAACCCAGAGAUGCAUUUUAAAUAAAAGGACACAUUCUACUCAUGUAAAAACACGCUGAUUCCUGGACCGUCCGCGGGCCGGAUUUAGAAGGCGAUUGGGCCGCAUCUGGCCCCCGGGCCUGAGUUUGCCUACCCAUGGUUAAGACCAUGUUCAUGGAAGACAAUCUUACUCAGUUACGAGUGAUUGCCAAAGAAGGAGAAGGACCAAAUUUUGCGGUCAAUGCACAUCCCCACCUGAGACAGAUGUUCAAUACCACAUCUCACCUGCCUUUCGCAAUGGCUGCUAAUCACUAAAGCUCUUUCCGGUGUGCGUCAUAUUCUGUUGGACUUCAGUUUAUUACAUUUUAUAUGUUGUUAAAAAUAUAUAUUUCAUAAACAAUAUUCCAAAUUAAAACCACGCGAUAAAAACAUAUUUUAGAAGUUAAAAACAGACGUCAAUUAGCCUUUGUGGAAAUAUGUUUCCUUAAUUGGCUGCAUAGGCCUGGCAGAAUAGAAAAAUUGUCAGCAGGCAUUUAGAAUUUAAAACAGAAGGUGCCUUCCAAAUCUCUAUUUGCAGAGUAUUCCACAACUCUGAGGUGAUGGCACUAAAGCCUUGGUUUCUUCUUGCUGUCAAACGAGCCUUGCUUGAGGGAUGGGCAGUGACACUCCUGCAGAGAAUCUCAGGAAUCGAGCGGGGAUGAAAAGGCUCAGCAAAUCCCUGGACCCAAGUUGUUCAGGGCUUUGUAAAUUAAGAGAAGGACCUUGAACCUGGCAUGAUUGGAAGCGGGCAGCUGCUUUCACAAUGGCAACACAUGUUGUUGGGCAAGUGCCCCCGUCAGCAAUUUGGCUGCAGCAUUCUGGACCAGCUGGAGCUUCCGAACCAAACCCAAGGACAACCCCACAUAGACCGCCUUGAGGUUGCCAACACAAGGAGUCUUCAGACCAUUGCAGCAUGAAUAGAGCGUUCUGAAAUAUGCGGUGUAUGGAGUGCAUGGGCUAUGACCAAAAAAAAUACGCAUUUGCCAGCAAGCAACACAUAUUGAUGGGCUUGGUGUGAUGUUGCCUUCUGAGGGUGGGCAGUGGGGUGUUCAGAGAGGUCUGCCAGAGUAAUGGCAUCUCAGCAACAUUAUCAUCCUGAAGGAGCGUCUCCACUCCCAUCGUCCAGCCCGGACACUGGGGUCCAGCUCUGAAAGCCUUCCCUCCCUGCGAGAAGUGAGGUUGCAGGGAACCAGACAGAGGGCCUUCUCAGUGGUGGCACCUGUCCUGUGGAACGCCCUCCCAUCAGAAAGUCAAGGAAAUAAACAACUAUCUGACAUUUAGAAGACAUCAGAAGGCAGCCGUGUUUAGGGAAGUUUCUAAUGUUUGGUGUUUUAUCGUGUUUUUAAUAUUCUGUUGGGAGCCACAUAGAGGGGCUGGGGAAACCCAGCCAGAUGGGCAGGGUAUGUGUGUGUGUAUGUAUGUAUGUAUCAUCAUCAUCAUUAUCAGAUGCCAUGGACUGGCUGGACACAGAUCAAUGAUUGGAGGAAGGAACCAGCUGAGGAACCACCAAGGGAACAAGGCUCAGAGCCUGGGGAUUGGUAGUGGGACGAUGAUGAGUGGUCAGAUGGAGAUGAGAGAGAAGACUGGGAAGAGGAGGUAUUGGAAGCUGAAGGGAUAACAGGGCUCUGUGAGCAGGGAGACUCUGUGACAAAGAGAAGUGCAGAACCAGAGGCAGAAGCUGAAGCAGGAGAGGAGGGAGGCCAAGAGGCAGAGAGGAGUCUGGCUGAGGAAGACGUCAAGGUGUCUCCCCCUCUCUUGUGACCAGCUCCCCUCCCUCUUGGUCUCCCAGAACCAGGAGAGGCGUGAAGAGGGUGGAGGAGAGGUUGGCUGCACACAGGCAUGGAAAAAGCCCUGGAAAGAAGGGGACUUAGACAUCUGUGGGGAGACGGGGACUUUCAGUCUGGGCAACUGAUGCAUGGUGUAAAAAUAUGUGGAGUUUAGCAUUAGCUGGGAAAAUAAAGGCUUGGAGAACCCUGAAAAAUUCAUUGCUGCUUGUUGGGAUUUUAUCUUAUCUACAAGAAGUAGACACAGGACAGCCUCUCCACAGCACAACAUGAAAUUUGGCUUACUUGAUGGUUUCAAGUACUUUACCCACCUAAUAUUAAAUCAUUUUUGUAAAUGCUGUGCUGCCUUUUUGUACUUCUAUUGGUUUGCUUUAUUUACUUCAAUAAAAUCUUUUAAAAUAAAUAAAUCAGAGGGCAAUUUGAUUGGGAUGUUCUGUCUGUCUUUCAGCCAGAAAAGUGAUGUGAAGAUGUCAACGCUUGUGGAACCAGCAAUGCACACUCUCCAAAUCGGUAAGAAAUACUGGAAGAUAUUCAGUGAUAUGGGAAAACUGGGCAUAUUCAGCCUGGGAAAAUAAAAGAAGGUGGGUGGCGGGCAGAGGACCUGGGUACCACUUUCCAAAUCUCUGUAGAGGGUGAAGACAAUUUCUUUACUGCCUCAGAGGGCAGUAGACACUAGACCUGGUAAUCUUACAUUACCUCACUGUUACUUACCAAAGCACUGGGUGGGAGUUCUGUCCAAGACCAAGGAAAAAGGAUAACACGUUGUUGUUUCGAACAUGUUUUGAAUUGGCAGCCUUAGCUGUGUUGCGUUCCUGAACUUUCUGAGGAAUUGAUAAGUGUCACUUCUGCAGCGAUGAUGGGCUUGGGGAUUUCUACAGAAUAGCCAGAGGCAAAACAGAGAAGUUGCUUAGGAGGCGGCACUUCAGAAUGUGUUGAGAGGAUAUCAACCCACCUCCCCACUUACCUAUCAGGCUCCUUUCCUAAAAAAAAAAACACAACUCCAGGCAUUUCAAUUUGACCUUUUUGCUGGGGGAACAGAUGGACAAAGGUGCAAAGCCCUUCUGUCUACACCUAGAGUCUUGAUCCAGAUUGUGGUCUUUGUGUUGGACUUAGAGCAACAGAACAAUCUGGUCAUUACAAAGAAAUUCUGUCCUUGGUAUGCCUCCCCCCCCCCUUCUCAGUUUGAUUCCCUGGCACCAUAUUUGUAUAAAUUAACCAUCCCAAAAUACAGACGUGCCUUCACACUGGCCAGAUUGGAUGUGAUGAUCUCUGCUGUACUUGAGGGCAGAUACCAAAAUAUUCCAACUGAGAAACGACUCUGCCCCUGUGGAGAUGGCAAUCUGGAAACAGUGGCUCAUGUUCUCCUGUCCUGCCCCCUUUAUAAAGAUCUGAGGAAUGAGAUCAUCACCCCACUCUUACUUUCCAUCCCAGGCCGCCCAUCUGCGGUCACACUGGUCUUUCUUUUAUCAGAUCAAAAUGAUCAGACAACAGCAAAGGUUGCUAGGUUUAACGAGGGUGCAAUGAGAUUAAGGGCCACUAUCUGAACGAUGAUCUUGGUCGUUUGAUUGCCCUUUUUACCCAUUGUUGUCUUUUUAAUUGUAUAUAUUGCUUGUUUUAUGUUGCUAUGGCCGUUGGCUAAUGCGAAUCAAGUUUAUCUGUCUGUCUUUGUGUUGGCAGUGUGUGAGAGAGUGAGACAGAGAGAGAGAGAAGGAACCUGCACUCUUGCAGAACUACACAAUCAAAAUCAGAAUUCAUGUUGUUGUUGUUGUUGUUUAGUCAUUUAGUUGUGUCCGACUCUUCGUGACCCCAUGGACCAGAGCACGCCAGGCACUCCUGUCUUCCACUGCCUCCCGCAGUUUGGUCAAACUCAUGCUGGUAGCUUCAAGAACACUGUCCCACCAUCUCGUCCUCUGUCAUCCCCUUCUCCUUGUGCCCUCCAUCUUUCCCAACAUCAGGGUCUUUUCCAGGGAGUCUUCUCUUCUCAUGAGGUGGCCAAAGUCUUGGAGCCUCAGCUUCAGGAUCUGUCCUUCCAGUGAGCACUCAGGGCUGAUUUCCUUCAGAAUGGAGAGGUUUAAUCUUCUUGCAGUCCAUGGGACUCUCAAGAGUCUCCUCCAGCACCAGAAUUCAAAAGCAUCAAUUCUUCGGCAAUCAACCUUUAUGGUCCAGCUCUCACUUCCAUACAUCACUACUAGGAAAACCAUAGUUUUAACUAUACAGACCUUUGUUAGAAUUCAUAUGUUUUUUAAAAAAAUCUUUAUUUUAUAUUCUAGCCCAUAUUGAAGCUCAGAUUUGCUCAGAAAGUGUGCAGGAAUCCCACGCUGAUAUCUCAGAAGUCAAAGAGGCAUCAAAAUGGAUUUCCAUGGGUCAGAGAGUAUGAGGCAAUAAGCGCUCUGACCUUGCCCCCUCCCCAUGAUCAGCAAAAGCAGGGGGGGAAAUCCAAAAUAUCCAAAAUAUCUGCAUAUUUUAGGCACCUUGUAGAAUUCCUGUGGAAGCAGAGCGCUUCUGGAUCAUGUAAUCUAGCCCAGCCUCCUGUUCUCACUGUGGGAAAAGGGGUGCGGGUGGCGCUGUGGGUUAAACCACUGAGCCUCUUGGGCUUGCCGAUCAGAAGGUCAGCGGUUCGAAUCCCCACGAUGGGUGAGCUCCCAUUGCCCUGUCCCAGCUCCUGCCAACCUAGCAGUUCGAAAGCACGUCAAGUGCAAGUAGAUAAAUAGGUACUGCUGUGGCGGGAAGGUAAACGGCAUCUCUGUGCGUUCUGGCACUCGUCAUGGUGAUCCAUUGCGCCAGAAGCGGUUUAGUCCUGCUGGCCACAUGACCCAGAAAGCUGUCUGUGGACAAGCGCUGGUUCCCUUGGCCUGAAAGCGAGAUGAGUGCCACAACCCCAAACUUAGUUGGCCUCUAAGGUACUACUGGAAUGAUUUUUUUAUUUUGUUUUGACUAUGGCAGACCAACACAGCUACCUACCUGUAACUACAACCCCAUAGUUGCCUUUGACGGGACUAAACCACCCAGGGGUCCUUUACCUUUUUCCUUUUCUACCUUCUCACUGUGGCCAACCAGCUGCCCCAAUGGGAAGCCCAGAUCCUCUGACACGAGAAGCAGAAUGUAGCCACCGUUCUUCAUGCAGCACAUCGUUAAACUGUGGAACUCCCUGGCACAGGAUGCAGGGAUGGCCGCCAACUGGGGUGGCUUUUGGAGAGGAUUAGACAUAUUCAUGGAGGAGGAAAGGGCAAUUGAUGGCUACUAACCAGGAUAGCUCUGCUGUGCCGCCCCAGCUGGUAGUAGCAGGGCUAGAAACCACCAGAUGGGAGAGUGGCUCUUGCGUUCGAAUCCUGCUUGCAGGUUUCCCACAGGCAUCUGUGAGGACAGGAUGCGCCAUUGGCCUGAUCCUGCAGGCUCUUCUUAUGCCAGUGGCCAUUCCAUUUUUCUCGGAGAUGAGUUUGGAUUGCCUGCAUACGUAAUUGCAAAUCCUUUCGCACAGAGGAGGCUGAGGCACGCUCCUGAGUGUUUCAACUUACCUGCGGCAUGAUUUAUAAUUUACACCCGUGAUGUUAUUGUUUCCUAAGAAUUUGUGUACCGUUUUGCGAGGCAUCCUGUUUGCUGCGUGAGCUCAGUUCAGGCGGCUUUGAUCCCAAAGCAGCUAUUUGUUUUCAUUUCGGCAGAGUGCCUCUUUCAUUUCUUCCCUUCUCUCCCCCCCCCCAAUACGCACAAGUAAGAAGAUCUGGGUAAAGAGCCUUCUCUGAGAACAUGUUGGUUUCAUUUCAAAAUCCUGGCUGGUUUCUGUCUAUUUUUUGUACCAGAUGAAAUAUUAACAUGACAGGCGCCCGAGACAGAAAAAGCCACUUAGGGAAUCGGAGAGAAGGGUCUGGUGUCGUGUCUCUCCAGUCGCUGAUUCUUCACAGCAAGAGUUGCUGAGACUAAUCUCUGGAGCUGUAUUUGGAAAGGGACAAAAAAAACCACCAUCUUUGACAGGCUCAUAAAACCCAAGCCUUUUAAAACGACUCGCUUCUCCAGGCGUUCAGCCAGGAGCUGCGAUGGAGUAACUCUCUCAAAAGUUGUCCUUCUCGGGAUGUUGGUGGUCUGAGAAGGAUAGAGGGGGCCUACUUUGAAGGGAUGGUAAUCUUUGGUUAUACCGUAUAUAAAGAAAAUACUGUCUGUCUCUACCUUUGCAAACCUGGGGCAACCAGAAUGAUCAAGGAAAUGGAGCUUCUCCUGUAGGGGAAAAGGUUGAGAUUUGGGGACUUUUUGGAGAAAAAGCGAGUGAGAGGUGACAUAAUAAUAAUAAUUAAUUAAUUAAUAAAUAAUAAUAAUAAUAAUAAUAAUAAUAAUAAUUUAUUUAUACCCCACCCAUCUGGCUGGGCUUCCCAGCCACUCUGGGCGGCUUCCAACAAAAUAUUAAAAUACAGUAAUGCAUCAAACAUUGAAAGCUUCCCUAAACAGGGCUGCUUUCAGAUGUCUUCUAAAAGUCUGGUAGUUGUUUAUUUCCUAGACAUCUGGUGGGAGGGCAUUCCACAGGGCGGGCACCACCACCGAGAAGGCCCUCUGCCUGGUUCCAUGUAAUUUGGCUUCUCGCAGUGAGGGAACCGCCAGAAGGCCCUCAGCGCUGGACCUCAGUGUCCGAGAAGAAUGAUGGGGGUGUAGAUGCUCCUUCAGAUAUACCGGAUCGAGGCCGUUUAGGGCUUUCAAGGUCAGCACCGACACUUUGACUUGUGCUCGGAAACAUACUGGGAGCCAACAUAGGUCUUUCAGGACCGUGUUAUGUGGUCUCGGCGGCCGCUCCCAGUCACCAGUCUAGCUGCCGCAUAUACGUGUCUGGAGGAAGUUGGACAGCAAAGGGGUUUUCUCCCUCUCUCAUACCACAGGAACUCGUGGGCUUCGGAUGGAGCUGAAUGUUGGAAGAUUCAGGGUAGACCAAAUGAAAAAUGUGCUCACUCAGAGCAGAUAGACUGUGGAACUCCCUGCCACAGGAGGAAGUGAUGGCCACCAACUUGGGUGGCUUUAGAAGAUGAUUAGAGAAAUACAUGGAGGAGGAGAGGGCUAUCGAUGGCAAUGAAUCCUGCUUGCAGGUUUUCCUUUGAGGCAUGUGGCUGGUGUCCCUAUUUCCCAGGGACAGUCCUGGAUUGGCAGAAGCGGUUUCUGAUCUGAUCCCAGAACAUCCCGCUUUCCCUUCGGACGUCCCUUUUGUCAUCAGAGAAUUGUUGGGGGGAUGCAGAAUUAGAGAGGCCAUCGGCUUGAUCUUGCAGGCUCUUUUUGCGUAGUUUUGUGCUACAGACCCCGUGGCCACUGCCAGGAGAGGAUGCCAGGCGAGAUGGGUGCUUGGCCUGAUCCAGCCGCGCUCCUCUUAGGGUGAGGUUUGGCAAGUGCCUGGGCAGACCAGCCUUGCUCAAAGCAGGCCUUGAGAUCUGAACCAGCGCCCCCGGCCCCCUUGCAGCUCUGAGAGAGGCCCUCGCUGCUAGGGGUCUCAGAUGCCUUGCAGAUAAAGUGACUCUCCUCCACCACCUCCUCCUCCUCCUCCUCUCCCCUGAACCAACAGCUGGAUCCUGUCAGCCAAGAAGCCAUACUUCUGGCCUGGAACGGGGUAGCAGUGAUGGAGGGGGGAGCAAUUAACUCCAUCCCCUAAUUGGAACCAUCUGCGGCGCAGGGGAGUGCGGUCUAUGCGCCGACGGGACGGAGACAUGUCUGCCUCAUUAGGCGCGCAUUGCGUGGGCGAGACAAGGCGUCCAGCACACUCAGGGCUCCAAUCCGCACGAACACCACGCAUAGCUGUCAACGUUUUCCCUUUUUUAAAGGGAAUUCCCUUAUUCUGAAUAGGAUUCCUCACAAGGGAAAAGUUGACAGCAAAGCCAGAGGCGUGUUUGCUUCAGAUAGCGUAGAGAACGACACCCGCCUCUCUUGGGCUGGAGCAGAGUCCCCUUCUUGGAAAAUUGCAGUCUGCAACACACAAACACACACACACACCUCCUUUUUCCCCAGGCUUGCUUGAGGUUUCUUACUGGCAGUUUGAGUCCUAUUGAUUUCAACAGAGCAAGAGAACCAGUUUGCACAUUUGGGACAACCAAGUGGCAAAGACAUCCCAGCUUGAGGGUUUUUAAUAAUAAUAAUAAUGUUAAAAAAAUUAUUUAUAUCCCACCCUCCCCAGCCGAAGCUGGGCUCAGAGCAGCUAACAACAAUAAAAGUAACACAGUUUACAUAAAAUCACAAUCAAUUAAUUGAUAUGCAUUCUAAAAUCAAUUCAAAAUCAAAUUAAUGGCAACCAUUGGGCUAGAGUUCUGUGAGGAUUGCCAAAGGAGGGGGUCAGGCUGUGUCCUGGCCAAAGGCCUGGUGGAACAGCUCUGUCUUGCAGGCCCUGCGGAAAGAUGUCAAGUCCCGCAGGGCCCUAGUCUCUUGUGACAGAGCGUUCCACCAGAUCGGGGCCAUGGCCGAAAAAAGCCCUGGCUCUGGUCGAGGCCAGUCUAACCUCCCUGUGGCCCAGGAUCUCCAAGAUCACUGCAGAUGAUGACAGCAGCCACGAGAAAGCUGCAGAGGUAGCGCAGGAUAGUGCGUACCCCAGAAAUUAUCUCUUUCAGCUUCUGCCUUCUGGAAGAAGGUACAGGGUUAUAAAGACUAGGACUAGCCACCUGAGAAACAGUUUUAUCCAAAUGAGAUUUUGGUUUUAAACGCAGUGUAAGGUAGUCUCUGUGGGAGUAUAUUGUAUUUAAUUAUGGGGUAUCAGACUUUUUAGGGGGUUAACCAGGCUUUUUAGGGGGUUAACCAAGAGAAGAGAAGACUCCCUGGAAAAGACCCUCAUGUUGGGAAAGAUUGAGGGCACAAGGAGAAGGGGACGACAGAGGACGAGAUGGUUGGACAGUGUUCUCAAAGCCACAAACAUGAGUCUGACCAAACUGCGGUAGGCAGUGGAAGACAGGAGUGCCUGGCAUGCUCUGGUCCAGGGGGUCACGAAGAGUUGGACAUGACUAAACCACUAAACAACAACAACAACAACCAGGCUGGGAUAGCUGGGAUAGCAGGCUUGCUGGGUUUUGAAUGUCUGAUUUAGAUUUUUUCAAUUUCCUUGUUCUGUAUGGGACAAUGACAAUAAAGGUUAUCGUAUCAUAUCGUAUCAUGGAAUGCCCUCCCAUCAGAUGUCAAGGAGAUAAGCAACCAUCUGACUUUUAGAAGACAUCUGAAGGCAACCCUGUUCAGGGAAGUUUUUAUGUGUGAUGUUUUAUUGUGUUUUUAAUAUUCUGUUGGGAGCCGCCCAGAGUGGCUGGGGAAACCCAGCUAGAUGGGUGGGGUAUAAAUAAAUACAUUAUUACUACUACUACUACUACUACUACUACUACUACUAUUAACAUCAUCAUCAUCCCUGGUGGCAUCUAGGGUCAUGGCUAAAAAGCCCCUGCUUGAGACCUUGGCGUCAGUGUGCCGGCAAUACUAAAACGCACAUCUUCCUCCCAAACAAUCCUGGAAGCUGGAGUUUGCUAAGGGUGGUAGGAACUGUAACUCUGCCGGGGUUAAACUACCCAGAUUAAGGGUAGUUUUUAAUAAGGGUUAAAUUCCCUGGAUUCUUUGCAGGAAGUUCAUGUGCUUUAAAUUGGCAUCAAAUGUGCUUUGAACGGUGUGGUUCUUCCUAGAUCGACCAGUGGGGCUGACUCUGUAUCUGUGGCAGCUUCCUUUAUUCCUUUCACACUUCCCUUUCAGCCCUGCAAAUGAGGAGCCUGAAAGAAAGCAAAGAGCUGAUACGAUUAAAAAUAAAUGCUUCCCUUCCUAGUCACCUCGAGGGAGAUUCCCACUCAUUCUUGGUGACCAGGACAGGGGCUUUCGCAAACCUACCUUUCUCUUCUUAUCUGCCAGGUGCAAACGGAGAGCGAUCCCGCACCCCAUCUCCCCAAAACUCUCCCCGACUCCACAACGAAAGCUGCAACAUCGCCCCUCUGACGCCGUCCCAGUCGCCGGUAAGCAGGGAGAGGUUCACAGGCAGGGUGUGAGGGUGAUAAUCCCUGCCGCCCCCAUCCAAAAUAGCCUAAGUUCAGUCUAUUGCCUGCCAUGUCUCUUUGAGUAUUCAUCUGGCCUUGUUUAAAAAGCUGUUGUCACAGCAUCUUGUGGCAGUGAGUCCCAGAGGCCACCUGCAGUGUGCGAAACACGUCCUUUUCGCUUGUCUUAAGCCUGCUGCCUACAGCAGUUUUCUGUCUCUUUCCCCCUUUCUCCCAGUUUUAUUUACUUAGGUGGGAAGCAUUUUUUAAAAGUGAAAUGUUCAGAUUCCUGCAUCGCAGGGGGUUGUUCUAGAUGACCCUAGGGGUCCCUUCCAAGUCUACAAUGCUAAAGCAAUCCUCCACCAUCUAGCCUGUGAUCGAACAGUCUGGGAUUCCACCACCUCACUCUGAGCAAUGGGUUAAGCCAGUCUUGACCGUUUGGGUGUCCUCCAUAGGGUUCAGACUACAAAUCCUAUCAGCCCUGGUCUGGGACUGAUGGAAGUUGUUGUCCAAAUCAUCGGCUGGGGGGGGGGCAAAGGCACUGCUAAGCCCACAGAUUCUUAGUCGGGUGUGGUGAAAAUGCCCUCCAGGAACUGAAUCCUCUGCCUUCUGUUUCCAGAGGAAUGAAAUCCGGAUGCGCCAAACCACUCCUUUCUCUGUGGUGGUAGCAAUUGACUUUGGGACCACGUCCAGCGGCUACGCCUUCAGUUUUGCCAGUGACCCAGAGGCCAUCCACAUGAUGAGGUACGUGGCAUUGCCGGGAGGAAGAGUCCUGCAUCGCAGGGGGGUUGGAUUAGAUGGCCUUUGGGGUCCUCUACAAUUCUACGAAUACAAGAGGGUCAAAAUGAAUUCCCUGCAAGCCUCGCCCUGCGUUAAACAUUCACCUUCUUAAAAUCCCCCUCUGUGAGGUUGAAGGGUGAACUGUCAGGCGGCACAGGAUCCAAGCCCCAUGGCUGGUCGCCAGGAAUGGAUAAGACAAGGAAAAGUUCUUACCAACUGCUUUUUAUUCAAUAUUCACAGAGAGAGGCUUGGGAAUGCCACCUCUUGGAAGAAUGGCGUUGCCCCGAGUGAGUCUCCACCCGCUCCCUCUUUCAUGCGCCAUCGCUACGGGUGCUGAAAAAAUGCAUUCCCUUAUUCCGAAUAGGAUUCCUCGCAAGAAAAGGGAAAUGUUGACAGCUGUGCCUCUGCCUUUGAGCUCUUUGCUCUCCUACUUUCAAGGCCCGCCGGGUUCUGGGAGAGGGAGGGUCUGGAAUGCUUUUCAAAGACUCUGCGUCUGUCAGCUGUGCUUCUUCCUCGUCCCCUCCCAUUAUUUCCCAGCUUUCCCCCUCAUCUGCCUCUGAGCUGUGACCUCCCUCAAAUUCUGAACUGUCGUCCUCUUCUCUGGAAGGGUCAGGCUGGGAAGGCGGUUUCUACCAUGCCCAGUCCCUGACAUGAAUUUUACCUGUACCUGUGCCUUCUCUUGCGGGGGCCCAAUUAGUGACACUGCCUUCUGUUAAGAGUUUGUGUGUAAUCCUUGGCAACUCCCUUUCCAUGGAGGCGCAGGUUACAGCAACAACCAAGGCGACAUUUUUCCACCUUUGCCAUAUCAAGCAGUUGGUUACUUACCUUUCCCGCCCCGACCUGGCCACAGUGAUCCAUGCAACGGUCACCUCCAGGCUUGACUACUGUAAUUCACUCUAUGCGGAACUGCCCUUGAAACUGUCCCACAAACUCCAGCGGGUGCAGAAUGCUGCAGCGAGGCUCCUCACGGGGUCCCUGCCAUGGGAGCAUAUUCACCCAGUGCUUUACCAGUUGCACUGGCUCCUGGUGGAGUACAGGGUCAGGUUCAAGGUGCUGGUUUUGACCUUUAAAGCCCUUUGUGGCUUAGGGCCCUCGUAUCUGUGGGACUGCCUCUCCUGGUCUGCCCUGCAGAGGACCUUAAGGUCCAUGAAUAACCAUAGUUUAGACGUCCCAGGCCCUAAGGAAGUCAGACUAUCCUCCACCAGGGCCAGGGCCUUCUCAGUGAUGGUUCCGACCUGGUGGAAUGCUCUGUCCCAUGAGACCAGGGCCCUGCAGGAUUUAACCUCCUUCCACUGGGCCUGUAAGACAGAACUAUUCCACCUGGCCUUUAAUUUGAAUUCAGCCUGAUCUUUUAUUUCCCUUCUCUUCCCUCCCCUUCCCCUUUUAUGAAGAUUACCUGCUCUGAGACCCCACAGCUAAUUCUCCCCUGGUCUCCUCACUGGCCCAAGUAGGACCAAUUCAGCCAGCUAGCCCUGGGGAUUAUCUAAUGCUUAUUAGAUGGGUUUUCCCUAAAUUGAUUUCUGAACUUUGAAUUUUAUUGUUAUUCAUGUUUUUAUACUGUAUUUUAUGCUGCUUUUACAAUUAAGUGUUUUAAAUUUGUUGUUGGCUGCCCUGAGCCCAGUUUUUGAACCGGGAAGGGUGGGGUAUAAAUAAAAAAUUAUUAUUAUUAUUAUUAUUAUUAUUAUUAUUAUUAUUACCUGGGUUUAUUGGUGGAGGGCCAACUGCCCUUACGGCUCCCUUGCCUGUGGACGCCCCAGUUGUGCAGCAGGUUGUGGACCAGUAAGUGAAGUGGACUGGGAGGGUGCGACCUCUUUCAGUGAGUCCAUAGGCUGAAUAGAGGGACACCAUCCAGCCGUUGCAUCUGCGGUUCCCCACAUCCGUUUAGGACGCAGACAAGUCAACCCACUUUCUGAUCCCUCCUUCCAGGAAAUGGGAAGGCGGAGACCCAGGAGUAGCCCACCAGAAGACCCCCACCAGCCUCCUCCUGACUCCGGACGGCAGUUUCCACAGCUUUGGCUACACCGCCAGGGACUACUACCACGACCUGGAUCCCGAUGAAGCUCGCGACUGGCUGUACUUUGAGAAGUUCAAAAUGAAGAUCCACAGCACUAGCGUGAGUUCAGUGGCUGAAGCCUCCUUUGGGGGCCAUGCAAGGCACAGUAUCCCCGACUGAUGGGAUAUGGAAGCACUUUCAAGGCAGCCAACAAGUUCCUCUCAGACUUAAGGAUCAAAAUUUGAGCUCACAAGGACUGUUUGACGGUGGGAUGGUCGAGCCCCAGGAGGUUCUGGACUCUGUGCUGGGCCGGGGGUUAACCCAAGCAACAAGGUCCAGGUCUGGUCCCGAAUCCAAGGAUUCUGUGAGGAGUCAGUCUGACAGGGCCCAGGCAGGAAACUGGGCAAGGUCAGGCACAGGGUAACAGGCAGCUUCCAGCAAGCAGCAAUAUUGCUCCCGCAACCUGGGGCAGGGUCCGACAGCCUUUUAUCUUUGUCGGGGUAGCGGCCGGUCCUGAUCCCCCGGCGACUCACCUCCCUGUCUCGCCCGAAAGCGAGCACUCCUCCUGCGAGUACUCGGGUCUCUCCUUCUCUCAGACCUCAAUCUCUGAAGCUCGGGAGAUGUUGGUGGGUUACUAGAUCUAGAGGCCGCCUCAACCACUCCUGACCCAACCUGUAGUGGAGCAGCUGUAAGGCAUCUGGAGCCAGGGCAGGCUCAGGCCCCUGACUCGGCCCAGCUGGUGCUUGUUGCAGGGGAACCUGUGCAGACUGGGACUCUUCAGAAUCAGGCCCCAGACUCGGUUCAGAUGAUGCCUGAGGCAAAGGAUCCAGUGCGGACUGAGACUCCUCUGGCUCUGAGUCCGAUCCCGAGUCCCAGGCCAUCAGAACCUCCUUCCUUGGAGGUUUUUAAGCAGAGGUUGGGUGGCCAUCUGUCAGGGAUGCUUUAGCUGAGAUUCCUGCAUUGCAGGGGGUUGGACUAGAUGACCCCUGCAAUGCAGGGAACCCAGCUAAAGAAUCCCGAACAGAUGCCCAUCCAAUCUCUGCUUAAAAACCUCCAGUGAAGGGAAGCAAUUUGUACAAUUUGUGUCCACAAGGCUUCAAUCUAUUCUGCUGUAUUUAUUUUGCAAGAUGUUUGUUGCAUUCUUCGUUGAGAACAACGCAGCAAAAGUGACCUUCAGUUUUCAGUCACCCACAAGCUUCUCCUGGACGCUGGAUGCUCUUUAUCCAAAAUGAAAGCAGCCUCUCUCAGUUGUUUGGUUUUUUUCCUUUCCAAAGUGAGGUGUGAUGAUUGGUGUUGAUAUUUCUGAGCUCUCAGAGAUGACCAGGAACAAGUUAGGCAGGUUCUGAUAACCCAAAGGCAGGAGUUGGUGAUUCUAACCUGUUUGUGCACAUCUGUUAUAUUAAGAAUGCCAUGUGAACACUUUGAAUUAAGUUACUUAAGAGGAAACCCGUUUGCCUUCAGGGAGAUUCUGUCUGUUCCAGUGGGCAGAUGAUCUCCCAGGUGAUCUUCAAACUCCCAUGUGCAAUUUGCAGCUGAUGGCCAUGUUGGAAUAUGGAUACUGUAGAUGCUAAGAGAAGAUAUAUUUAUUAGAUACUGACCUUCCUUCCUCAUGUUUGUGAGUUCAGCAGAAUGGUAUCCCUUUCCAUCUUAGAAGGGAAGCUUAGAUAGAUAGUUUUAGCGUUUAAUUUUUGUUUGCUUGUUUGUUUUGUUAAAGAUUUUCUUGUUUUACAAAAGUGUUUGCAAUGUCUCUCUCGUAUUUUUUCCCCCAUGUAACAUUUUUACAAAUCAGUUUCAUUUGUUGAGACAUUGGGAAUUCAGGAUGCCUUAAGGCAGACUGGGUUCUCCUAGCAUUACUCCAUCUCCCCCCCUUAAAAUAACAAUCAAAAACAAGGUAAAAUUACAUUUACUCACUCAGAAUACUUCUGGAAGAGUAACAGAGCAGCUUUGCUCGGGCAGGCUGAAUGGACAAUUCGGUGACAAAAACAUGCUUAAGACCAGCUUAAAAAUGGAGUUGCAAUGCCCUUGGGAAACCUGGCAGUCUGUCACGGGGUGGUGGUCUAGGUGGAAGCAUGCAGGUGGAGAAGGGAAUGUUUAUGAGAGGCUCAAGGGUCCUGUGUAUGUCCCCUUGAGGCUAGAAGCCGGCUGGAGUCCAGGUGAGAUGUACAGUAACAAGGGGGCAGGGCGUGUCGGUGGGAGAAGAUCAGGACCCUGGUCAGUUCCCCGUGGAGAAAGCCUACAAGGGAAGAAGCAAAGGACAAGCUUGCUCCCCUGGAUGUCCAAAGACGGGGGCUAUUGAAUGAACUGAGAGCAAUCCAUCUCUGUUUCCCUCCUCUUUUGUUAGGACUUAACCAUGAAAACCGAACUGGAAGCAGUGAAUGGGAAGAAGGUGCAGGCUCUGCAGGUCUUUGCCCAUGCUCUCCACUUCUUUAAGCGACAAGCACUGCAGGUAAGGGAAAGGGGGCAGACACCCAGAGGUGCAUGUCCGUCAUGCAGAGAAGUCACACAGAGGCAAAAUUCGGCUGGGCAUGAAAUAACUUUCUGCAGUUGUCUGGAGAAGGCAUUUGACUGGCUGGUGUUUCUCCUCCACCAUAAUAAUUUGUUACAGUCUCCUUUUUAGCCUCUCCCACAGUUUCUUCCCCACUCAGAGACCCUCCUUUUGCUAAUAUUUCUUCUUCGCAGACUUGGGGCCCCUGUAGAUGGCAGCUCCUUUGCAGGGGUUUCCUGAAACAUGUUACUGAUGCAAUAAUAGUGCAUUCAAGGUGGGUUUAUACACCGGACAUCAUUCUGCUUUGUUAUAUUUUUAAAUUUUUAUUGGAAAUUUUAUUUACAACAUAACAUAAACAGAAAUCCUCCCUCAUUAAACACAAACAUAACAAACAAUAAGCAUAACAUACAACAAUACAAACAACCAAAUAAAAGACUUCCUUUAUCCCGUAUCUGGUCUCCUUAUAAGAAGUAAAUACUUAUAAGCUGUUUCCUUUAUGAAUAAUUAUUAAGAUUUUUCUAAUUAUAACUUAAAUAUCCACAAAGUCUCCUGCAGACAUUAAUUGAAACAAGUCCUGGUAUGUAUUUUAGGGCACUGUUUUGUGAAGUAUUCUCUGCAUUUCCCCCAUGCUUUUUGAAACUCUUGUCUAGUGUGAUCUCUAAUUGCCUCUGUUAAUCUAGCCAGUUCAUCAUUCUGCUUUAUUAGUUCUUCUGCAGUGCUUCCCCCAAUGUUAUUGCACUGUUGCCCUCUGGAGGGGCAUCCAUGCCCUAUAUUGCAGCUCACCCCCCCCCAAUUACUUGUGUGCUGCAAUUAGGCUUGGAAAAAGCCCUUUGUUGCAAUAGAAAGCUUCUUUUCCAUUCUAAUGCAAGCAGGGAACAGCAAGGUGAGGGAGAGACACUGUGGGAUGGGUUUGCAGGCCCCCUGUGCAUGGACACACACACAGGGCUUGGGACCAGAAUAACCUAAAGAGCCACCUUCUCCACUGUAAGCUUGCCUCAUCACAAAGCUCAAUCAGCUACACAGGCCCUUCUCCAAGCUGAGGUAGGUGCCAACUGGAUAAGCAGCCUUUUCAGUGAUGGCCCCACAACUCCGAUAUCUCCCUCUCCAAACAGAUUUGGGAGGUACCCACAAUAUGGCAGUUUCCAGGGCUGGUGCAGCACAGAAGAGUGACUGGAUUCAGGCAGUGCCAGGGAGAGGUGGGCGGAGAAGAGAGAAGAACUGGUGUUUGGAUGUCGCAGGAGGACCUUGAAGGUGGUGGUCCAAAUUGUGUGGAAGAGGCAGCAUUUGGGCUACACUUCAGACAGCAAAAUAUCAUGGGCUGGCCUGGGAUAUGGCUGCCAGGCAGCUAUCUGCGUGUUACCUUGCAACAAUCUGCAUUCCUUCCAGUUAGAAGUAGCAGUGAAUGUCAGUGUUUGGAAAAGAAAAAGGUUCUGACCUCCUUUUUACUCCUUUGCCUAGUCCUCAGACCUUAGUUGGCACAAAAGAGUCUUUGAGAAAGAGUAUUCUUGCAGAGUAUUGCUGCUUUUAUUCUUAAAACGUCUUCCUCUCCAACCACGACUGGCAGCAUUUACAAACACCAAGCACAACCAGCUUUCUAUCAUCCAUCCAUCCAACCAACCCAACACCCAACACUAACAUUGACCACUCUAUAUAUACCGUUACAAUUUGGUGAAAGGUUUCAUGAGUCAUUGUAGGCCACUGACUCAUGCUGACUUAGUUCUUUUAGCGUUAAAGAAACAGCGGCCAAUUUUUAGCCGUGACAGUGAAUAAGUUUGCCUCUCCUUCCUAUGGCUGCUCCCUUCCCCCUCCGUUUCUUGGAGCCAGUGGAGAGUCAAUGCCUCCUGCUUUGUUCCCUGUGACUUGCAGGAACUCAAGGACCAGUGCCCAGCCUUGCCAGAGAAAGAUGCCAUCCGGUGGGUGAUCACUGUGCCGGCCAUCUGGAAACAGCCUGCCAAGCAGUUUAUGAGGGAGGCUGCCUACCUGGUGAGUAAAAAAGCCAUGGCUCUUCUUGGCUGCAUCAACAGAAGUCUAGUGUCCAGAUCAAGGGAAAUCAUAGUCCUGCUCUCUUCUGCCUUGGCCAGACCACACCUGGAGUGUGUCCAGGACCUCCUGUGUCCAGUUCUGGGCACCACAAUUUGAGAAGGAUGUUGACGAGCUGGAAUGUGUGCAGAGGAGGGCAAGCAGGAUGAGGGUCUAGAAGCCAAGCCUUAUGAGGAAUGGUUGAAGGAGCUGGGUACGUUUAGGCUGGAAUAAAGGAGACUGCGAGGAGAUAUGACAGCCAUCUUCACAUAUCUAAAGGGCCGUCACAUGGAAGAUGGGGCAAGCUUGUUUUCUCCUGCUCUGGAGGGUAGGGCAUGAACCAAUGGCUUCAAGUUACAAGAAAGGGGAUUACGACUAAACAUUAGAAGAUAAGCAAUUAAAUAGGCCUGAGAUGGUAUUGUUAUAGAUGUUGUUGGGUCCAGUGAUGGUGUUGUCUGGGUGUAUGUGGCAGCAAAGUUGGCAUCUGGGUUUAUUGCAGGCUCUGGUACCAGUGUCCAUGUUAAGUCUGGUUGCUGUACUAUUGUGGGCGAGGAGCUGUUUAAGAUUAGGUGGCUGUUGGUAGGCAAUGAAAGGUCUUCCUCCCAUAGCUUGAGAAAGAGAACUGUCAUUGUCUAGGAGAUGUUGCAAAUCUCUGAUGAUGCACUGAACUGUUUUAACUUGAGAGCUGUAUGUGAUUACUAGUGGUGUUCUGUUAUUUUCUCUUUUGGGUCUGCCUUGCGGCAAGACCAAGCGUUUCAGUUCAGGAGUUUGGCCUUCACACAAUAAAUUCAGGAUGUCAGAUGCCUGAGAGACUCACGCCCCCCCUCUGUGGUUUUGGCUGCCACUGAGCUGUUUUUUCUUUCUUUUUUUAAAAAAAGUAUGGUUUUCAGUUAUAUACGGUACAUUUCAAUAGUUUUGCAGUCAUUUUAACAUUUCAAAACUCACCUUCCUUCCUCCUCCUUCUGCAGUUCCUUAAAUUUAUUUUUAUAAUUUCCUGAAUAUUCUAAAUUAACUUAAGUUAUUCUUUUAUUAAACUACUUUAAUUAUAUACUCUUGUAAAACUGCAGGUUGUUACAAUAAUCCUGCCAAUGUCCUUAUCUGUUACAAUUUGUUUGUGGAUAUUCAAUGAACCAUUUCCAUUCUUUUAUAAAAAAGUUUGUUAUCUUGAUUUCUUAUUUUUCUGGUAAGUUUCGCCAUUUCUGCAUAUUCCAUAAGUUUUUGCAUCCAUUCUUCUUUCCUUAGGACUUCUUCUUCUUUCCAUUUUUGGGCAAAUAACAUUCUUACUGCUGCAAUAUGCUCCAACUCAGACCCUCGAAGUGUCCCUAUUUUCCAGGGACAUCCCUGAUUUACAUAAGCUGUCCCAGGUUCUCAUUUUAUCUUGGAAUGUCCCCCUUUUCCUUUGUUGUUUUACAAUUCGAUGGUUCUGUUGUUGUUGUUGUUGUUGUUGUUUAGUCGUUUAGUCGUGUCCGCCUCUUCGUGACCCCCCUGGACCGGAGCACGCCAGGCACUCCUCUCUUCCACUGCCUCCCGCAGUUUGGUCAAACUCAUGUCGGUAUCUUUGAGAACACUGUCCAACCAUCUCGUCCUCUGUCGUCCCCUUCUCCUUGUGCCCUCCAUCCCUCCCAACAUUAGGGUCUUUUCCAGGGAGUCUUCUCUUCUCAUGAGUGGCCAAAGUCUUGGAGCCUCAGCUUCAGGAUCUGUCCUUCCAGUGAGCACUCAGGGCUGAUUUCCUUCAGAAUGGAGACGUUUGAUCUUCUUUCAGUCCAUGGGAUUCUCAAGAGUCUCCUCCAGCACCAGAAUUCAAAAGCAUCCAUUCUUCGGCGAUCAGCCUUCUUUAUGGUCCAGCUCUCACUUCCAUACAGAGAGAGAGAGAGAGAGAGAGAGAGAGAGAGAGAGAGAGAGAGAGAAGGAAAUGUUGGAGGGCAUGCAAACUUCCUUGCCCUAGUGAAUUCUGCACUGCAUAUUUCUAUGGAUGAUGUUAAUCACUCCUCCAGGAGCGGCUGUUGCCAGAGGCUCUCCAGAGAGGUUUUUGGGCUGUCUUCUGCAACGACUCCUUCCUCCCAGUGACCUCCUUUCUCUUCCUUCCUCCAGGCUGGGCUGGUUCCUUCGGAAAACCCUGAGCAGCUCCUGAUCGCGCUGGAGCCGGAAGCGGCCUCCAUCUACUGCCGCAAACUCCGCCUCAACCAGCUGAUCGACUUGAGCUACAAGCCCCAGGCCAACGGGCUCAUGUCGGAUCUGCCCAUCGAUUCCAGCUUCAGGCAGGGUAAGACGCAGGGAUCCUGCGCUCUGGAGCGAGCAAAAGGGCAGACCACUCUUUAUUACUGUGUUUGGCUUUCUUUAAGUUGGGCUGUGUCUAAAACUUGCCAUUUAGGUUUUCAAACAUUUUUUGUAAAUUUAGGAUUAGAAACUAUACCUUUGAGCCCUUAAUCCUUUAUUACUGUGCUUUGCUUCACCUAGUUUGAGCUAGGAUUAUAAUGCUUCAGAAUUUUGGGGAGUUUUAAUCCCCUUUUUUGAAUUUUGGUCAUUUAAGGUUUAUGAUCUUUCUAUUUCCUUCUGAGGAAACUGAAUAGUUCAGUGAAACAAAGUUUGUAGCCGGCAUCCCAUUAAGGCUUUGUACAAUUCUAGGUUUUUCUAAAAUUUUCCUUAAACUUUUUGAUUUUUAUUAUUUAGUUUAUUUCUAUAAGAUAAUUUAGGGACGCAGGUGGCGCUGUGGGUUAAGCCACAGAGCCUAGGACUUGCUGAUCAGAAGGUCGGUGGUUCGAAUCCCCGCAACGAGGUGAGCUCCCAUUGCUCGUUCCCUGCUCCUGCUAACCUAGCAGUUCGAAAGCACAUCAAAGUGCAAGUAGAUAAAUAGGUACCGCUCUGGCGGGAAGGUAAACGGCGUUUCCGUGCGCUGCUCUGGUUUGCCAGAAGCGGCUUAGUCAUGCUGGCCACAUGACCAGCGGACAAACGCUGGCUCCCUUGGCCAAUAAAGCGAGAUGAGCGCCACAACCCCGGAGUCGGCCACAACUGGACCUAAUGGUCAGGGGUCCCUUUACCUUUAUAAGAUAAUUAGUCGAUUACUUCUCGUUUCAGGGAUUUUCACGGUAUUUCAUUUGUUUUGUGUAAAGACACAGAGGACCUAGCUUUUAGGGAGUUGCUCCUACUGAAUCAGACCCGUCUACGGCGAUGGCCUUUGGGUGGCUUUGAAAAAGGACACGUGAAGGUCAAAUUGGUUGGUGUCUUCUUGGCCAACCCCCUGCAAUGCAGGAAUCUCAGCUAAAGCAGCCAUGGCAGAUGACCGUCCAAACUCUGCUUUAAGACCUCCAGGGGUUAUGGUUAUCAUCUCUCAUCCAGGCUAAAAAACCCCAGCUCCUUACGAUGUACUUACAGAAAUAGUGUAAAGAAAUGAACUCCCUAGCAGGAUUUGACUAAACACUUACAAUUACCAAACAGAAUAAUAAUAAUUAUAAUAAUAAUUUAUUUAUACUCUGCCCAUCUGGCUAAGUUUCCCCAGCCACUCCGGGCGGCUCCCAAUCGAGUGUUAAAACAAUACAGCAUUAAAUAUCAAAAACUUCCCUAAACAGGGCUGCCUUCAGAUGUCUUUUAAGACAUCUUCAGGUUCUGCCUUCUGGAAGAAGAUAUAGGGUUAUAAAGACCAGGACUAGCCACCUCAGAAACAGUUUCUACCCAAAUGCAAUUCUGGUUCUAAACGCAGUAUAAGGAGUCUCUAUAGUAUAUUGUAUUUUAAAAUGGGGUUCCAGAGUUUUUAGAGGUUUUUGAAUGUCUUAUGUAGAUUUUUCAAUUUCGUUGUUCUGUAUGGGACAGUGACAAUAAAGAUAUCGUAUCGUAUCGUAAAGUUAAGAUAGCUGCUUAUUUCCUUCACAUCUGAAGGGAGGGUUCCACAGGGCAGGUGCCACUACCAAGAAGGCCCUCUGCCUUCUCAGAGGGAGGGAACCGCCAGAAGGCCCUUGGAACUGGACCUCAGUGUCCGGGAAGAACGAUGGGGGUGGAGACGCUCCUUCAGGUAUACAGGACCAAGGCCAUUUAGGGCUUUAAAGGUCAGCACCAACACUUUGAAUUGUGCUCGGAAACGUACUGGGAGCCAAUGCAGAUCUCUCAGGACCACUGUUAUAUGGUCUCGGCGGCCACUCCCAGUCACCAGUCUAGCUGCUGCAUUCUGGAUUAGUUGUAGUUUCUGGGUCACCUUCAAAGGUAGCCGCAGAAUAAAGAAAGGACCUAAUUUAGAGAAUACAGUACCGCGGUAUAACCAAAAAGCAGGGAAACUAUUAUGCAACAAACCAGAAGAGGAAGCAAGGGAAGUCAUAGGGUGGUUGUAUUUGGGUUUGGGUUUAUAUCUGAGAUGAUGUUCUUGUGAUGAAGAUAAAAAUGUAAAAAUCAAUAAAAACUAUUUAAAAAAUAAAAUAAAAAAUACCCAGCUCCUUCGACUGUUCCUCAUCAGGCUCCAUUUCCAGACCCCUGGUCAUGUUGGCCACCCUCCUCCACACAGCUUCCAGUUUGUCAACAUCCUUCUUAAAUCAUGGUGACCUCUUCUGAAUUCGGAUCGUGACCCUUUUAGCCCCCUUCAAUUCCCCCUCGUCUGUGCGGCAUCCUCCCUAAAUCUGGAUGCGCACAAGGCCACUGACAGCAUAGGGAUGAGAAAGUGUGGGGCAGCAGUAGCUGGGGGAAUUAAAAGGAAGCACAACCCACAUUAAGCCAAGGUGAGAUGUGCUGAUACCCAUGUGGUCAGUUGCCUUGGCAAUAUCUUGUGGCAGUGAGUUCCGCAGGUGGUGUGUGCAUCUUCUACCCAGCUCCACCCAGUUUUCCCUCUUGGGCUGCCUAUUCUCUGACGGAGCCGUUUUAAAAAACAGUAAGAAAAGGGGGAAAGCAUCAGAAGACAGUGGUUUAAAUUAAGGUUUCCACACAUCUGGUCUUCAUUUGAUUUUAUUAGCAGAACAAACCACAGUUAUUAAAGAAUCCGUCUCACUGCAAACAGCUUUGCCGAGUCUUCUGCAGCUCUGCCUGUAGGAAGGAGAGUUGAGGGAGCCUUUCUUGAUUCCACCAGCGAGUACCACGCCUGAAGUUUCCAGGAUCUGAACCACAGUGCCCCUCUCCUUCUAAGCAGAAGUUAUUCAACCCCUCUCUCAGAUCAACAGUCUUGGGACCCUUUCUGAACACAAAACUUGGUCUGCCUCACAAAGCAAAGGCAUUCCGCACAUGCUCAGGAAGGGAGUAUUGUACAUAUGAUUACUAAAACCCCCCAUGGGCUUCUCAAAAACAAGUCAUGCCACACGAAUCUCAUUUCUUUUUUUUUUUUUGAUGGAGCUACAAGCUUGGUGGAUCAGGGGAAUGCUGCGGACAUAGUGUAUCUUGACUUCAGCAAGGCUUUUGACAAAGCCCCCUGUGACCGUCUUGCAAGGAAGCGGGGAGGUUUUUAAGCGGAUGCUUGAGCUGAGAUUCCAGCAUUGCAGGGGGUUGGACUAGAUGACCCUCGGGGUCCCUUCCAACUCUAUGAUUCUGAGAUUCAUUUAUCCUGACAUUUAUAUCUUUCUUUUUCUUUUUUUUUUUGAAUUUGAAUUUUAUUUAUUUGUUAACAUUCUUAUAUUACAUUGGUAAACGUUGUCAUGUUACAUUACAGGACUUACUAUAAUAUAAUUUCCAACAUGCAUACCAAAAUUAUAUACAAAUUUUACAUACCUAGAAAGAAAAUGAAACUAAAGAAAGAACAAAGAGAAAAAACAAAAACAAUUCCCCCCCCCAAAAAAAUUAUACAUAUCAACACACUAGACUUCCUGUCUAUCCCCUUCUCGGUGGUGGCGCCCACCUGUGGAACACCCUCCCACUAGAUGUCAAAGAGAGCAACAACUACCAGACUUUUAGAAGACAUCUGAAGGCAGCCCUGUUCAGGGAAGCUUUUAAUGUGUGACAUUUUGGUGUAUUUUUAAUCUUUGUUGGAAGCCGCCCAGAGUGGCUGGGGAAACCCAGCCAGAUGGGCGGGGUACAAAUAAAUUGUUGUUGUUGUUGUUGUUGUUGUUGUUGUUGUUGUUGUUAUUACUACUACUGUAUUAUUAUUAUUAUCUUCCUCCAUGGGUCGUGCAAACCGCUGUUCUGAGCAAGGAGGCGCUGGGGCUGAGUUUAUGAAACCAAGCAGGGUUGUGGCCCAGAACACUGAUCUAACUGCUACACUACACUUUGUACAUGUUCAGAGGCACUGGGCCCAAAGGGCCAGAACUGUUGAAAGCCCUCCCUAGGUGUGAGCUGAGGCAAAACAUUUCUCUUUGUGGCUUAGGCUGAGUUACGAUACAAUACGAUAAUCUUUAUUGUUAUUGUCAUUGUCUCAUACAGAACAACGAAACUGAAAAUCUACAUAAAACAUUCAAAACCCAACAAACCUGCGAUCCCAGCCAUCCCAACCUGGUUAGCCCCCUAAAAACUCUGAUACCCCAUAAUUACAGACAAUAUACUCCAUAGAGACUCCUAUUACUGCGUUUAAAACCAAAAUCGCAUUUGGGUAGAAACUGUUUCUCAGGCGGCUAGUCCUAGUCUUUAUAACCCUGGACCUUCUUCCAGAAGGCAGAAGCUGAAAGAGAUCAGAGGGAUUUUGGUUUUCAAAUGCUGUCUCCUCCAAAAAUGACUCUGAGGUGCUAAUCUGAAGGCUGCUUUUAGAUCUGUGCAUGCUUGUGCGAGAGGCAAGGUCUGUGAUUCUAAAGAAAGGCUUCUGUCUCGAAGCCAAGGGAGGGAAGCCGGAAGUCGGGAGACUCUCAGGAGGGAAGUUGUCGGGGAAAUGGCCUGUUUCCUGAAACCUUGGCCGGGUCAGGGACCUUCCCUGCAUCUGUUUGGCCUUGGGGGUGGGGGGGAGAAGGCUAACUGUCCUCAGCCCCCCCCACGGACCAUGCAGCCUGCACUGCAGUGCUGCUUUUACCCAAGGCGCUCCAGAUCUUGCUCGUGGCGACUCCAGAACAACUUCAGAUUGCUGGGCAUUGCUCCUGGACUUCUCGGGAGCGUUCCCUAUCUCCCCAUUUUCUUGCUCAAACAAUUUUUGCAACCACUGGUCCGAUGGAGGAGAGAGUCAGAUCUUGAGUCUCUGCCUCAUUUAUUAGGGGUGUUAAUUGUGAUUCCUGCAUUGCAGGGGGUUGGACUAGAUGAUGAUGAUGAUGAUGAUGAUGAUAAUAAUAAUAAUUUAUUUAUACCUUGCCACUCUGGGCGGCUUCCAACAAAAUAUUAAAAUACAGUAAUGCAUCAAACAUUAAAAGCUUCCCUAAACAGGGCUGCCUUCAGAUGUCUUCUAAAAGUCUGGUAGUUGUUGUUCUCUUUGACAUCUGGUGGGAGGGAGUUCCACAGGGCGGGUGCCACUACCAAGACUCUUGGGCGCCCCCUUCCAUUUCUACAGUUCCAUGCAGCGCUUUUUUCCUGGGGGGGGUGCAGAGGUACGCGCACCCCUACACAUUUUCUGUAUCUUUGUACUUUUGUCCAUUUACUGUAUUUAUUUUCCCUGAUUUGAAUUAUAAAAUGGUGGUUUUUUCUUGAGUCAAAAUGAGAGUAUUUUUUUUUUUAGGAAAAAAGCACUGGUUCUAUGAUUCUAAGCCCAAGAGGUUUCUGAAGGCAAAAACACCCCUCUGUGUAUCUGUUUCUCUUCAGCUCCCUUCUGUGCCCUUCCUAAUAAGAUGAUGCCCAAGGCCAGAGGCAAAGUUCCUGCAUUGCAGGGGGGCAGAUUAGAUGGCCUUUGGGUGCCCCUCUGACUCUAGAAUUCUAGGACCCUUUGCAGGACAUUGUGUUACAGCUAAGCUGAACGGCGUGAAAUGCCAGCCCAAGAGUCUGGUUAAAACCAUACCUGGACACACACUGUGUUUUCUUUCAGCUUUCAAUUAUUGCUUACCUUCAACUAAAAUAAUAAUAAUAAUAAUAAUAAUAAUAAUAAUAUAUAAUUAUAAAAAUAAAAAUAAAAAUUUUAUUUAUACCCCGCCCUCCCCAGCCAAGACCGGACUCAGGGCGGCUAACACCAGGCAUAAAAACAAUUGAUUGAAAUACAACUUAAAAAACAAGAUUAAAAUACAACAUUAAAAUGCAGCCUCAUUUCAGUAGGAACUCAAAUCAAAAACUUUUGGGAGGAUGAAAACGUCAAAUCUUCACCAAGGCCAACUAUCCAGACUGGUCCUGCAUGGGCCAGAAAAAAGCCAGGGAAGUCCCCAAAUAGGAGUUCCAUCACAGAAAGAGAAAGGAAAAAGGAAAGAGGGGGAGGGGAUCAAGUUGAUUCCAAGCCAAAGGCCAGGCAGAACAACUGUCUUACAGGCCCUGCGGAAAGAAAUCAGAUCUUGCAGGGCCCUGGUCUCGUGAGACAGAGCGUUCCACCAAGUUGGGGCCAGUGUUGAAAAGGCCCUGGCUCUGGUUGAGGCUCAUCUGACUUCCUUAGGGCCCCGGGCCACUAGGGUGUUGCUAUUUAUGCACCUUAAGGUUCUCCGUGGGGCAUAUCAGGAGAGGCAGUCCCGUAGGUACGAGGGUCCUAGCUCCCCUGCUGAAGAGUUCAGUGUGACCUGGAAGCUUGCACCUUGUACUUUUGCCUACAACUAGUCCAAUUGAAACUCCCUGGGUGACCAUGGGCCAGCGACUCGCUCUCAGCCCAACCUACCUCGCAGGGUUGAUUUGAAGACGACAUGGGGAGGUCGCGAGCCGUACGCCACCUUGUGCUGCUUGGAGGAAUGGCGGGAUAUAAAAAAAUAAUAAAUAAAAUAAAAUAAUAGGAGCUGGAUAGCUCAGUCGGUUACGAGUGUGGUACUGAUAAUGCCAAGAUUUUAGGUUCAAUCCCUGUGUGGGACAAUUGCAUAUUCUUGCAUUGCAGGGCAUUGAAGAUCCUCAGGCUACAUUCUAUGGUUAUAAAACAAAACAACGAAGGGAUUAUUCCAUUUCCUCUGUGUGUGUGUGUGUGUGUGUGUGUGUGUUUUCCCCAUCUUGCUGCUGCCUUACUUUCCUAUCCGUCUCCCUGCAGCCCGAGAACAACUCCGCCGUUCCAGACACAGCCGCACGUUCCUGGUCGAGUCCGGGAUGGGAGAGCUCUGGUCCGAAAUGCAGACAGGUAGGAAGGUCCAGUGGGGCAAUUCAUUUCCCCCCCCCAAAAAAAUCCCCCCAUUUUUUUAUUGAUUUUCACAUCAUCAUCAUCAUCAUCAUCAUCAUAAAUUUUAUUUAUAUCCCGCCCUCCCCAGCCGAAGCCGGGCUCAGGGUGGCUAACAACAAUAAAACAGUACAACAGUACAACACAACACAACACAACACAACACAACACAACACUCUAAAAUCAUUCAUUAUAAAAUUAAUUCAAAUCAAGCCACUGGCAACCAUUGGGCCAAGCUCCGCGAAGAUUGCCGAGGGAGGGAGUCAGGCUGUGCCUUGGCCAAAGGCCUGGUGGAACAGCUCUGUCUUGCAGGCCCUGCGGAAAGAUGUCAAGUCCCGCAGGGCCCUGGUCUCUUGGGACAGAGCGUUCCACCAGAUCGGGGCCACAUCCGAAAAGUCCCUGGCUCUAGUUGAGGCCAGCCUAACUUCUCUGUGGCCUGGGACCUUCAAGAUGUUUUUAUUUGAAGACCGUAAGUUCCUCUGUGGGACAUACCAGGAGAGGCGGUCCCGUAGGUACGAGGGUCCUAGGCCGUAUAGGGCUUUAAAGGUUAAAACCAGCACCUUAAACCUGAUCCUGUACUCCACCGGGAGCCAGUGCAGCUGAUAUAACACCGGGUGAAUGUGAUCUCGCAGCGAAGACCCAUAAGGAGUCUCGCUGCAGCAUUCUGCAAACAAACAAACAAACAUCAUAACCUUAUUAAAAUUACACUUAUUAACAUUGUUAAUUGACUUCCUCGUUUCCCCUUGGUUGAAUUUCAAUGUAUAUCCUUUUAACGGUUUUCCAAAUAAAGUUCUUAUAAAUUUAUCUUGAACAACUAACAUCCUUGAUUCUUUUCAUUUCUAGAUUAAACAUGUUAAUUCUUAACUUAAUGUAUGUAAAAUCCUAAGCCAAUCAAGUACCUGCAAGCUUUUUCCAAUUAGUUUAACUUAACAUAUUUAACUAAAUAAUCAUUAAAUUUUGUCCAUUGUUCCUGAUACACCUCCUCCUUCUGGUCGCGGACUCUUCCGGUUAGGACGGCUAGCUCCAAGAAAUCCAUCAUCUUCAUCUGCCAUUCUUCCACCGUAGGUAGUUCUUGCAUUUUCCACUUUUUAGCUAGUAAAAUUCGAGCAGCAGUUGUGGCAUACAAAAAUAAUUUAACAUCUUUCUUGGGCAGUUCCAGACCUGUUAUUCAAAGAAGAAAGGCCUCUGGUUUCUUUAUAAAUGUAUAUUUCAACAUUUUUUUUCAACUCAUUAUAAAUCUUUCUCCAGAAGUCUUUCACGUUGGGACAGGUCCACCACAUGUGGUAAAAAGUUCCUUUUUAAAAUUCAUUUUAUAACACAACUAAACAACACAAACAGAAAAAACAAACAAUGCAAACAAAUUCUUGACUUAUCCUUAUUUUUUCUAAACAUUGUUAUGUGAGCUUCCCCAAGUCCCCCCUAUGUGAUUUUUAUUUUACCUCAUCUUUAGCAGUUUAUAUAUAUCAUAAUUUUAACCAUUUUUUAUCACACUUACUUUAACCAUAAAAAUCUUCACAUUUUAUCACUUACAAAUAAUACUAUUUUAAAAUACACUAUCUUCUACUUCUAACCCUACAGCCUAUAUCCACUUCCAAAGCUAUUAUUAACAUAUUUUUCAAAUAUUCCUUAAACUUCUUCCAAUCUUCUUCCACCGUCUCUUCUCUCUGGUCUCGGAGUCUUCUGGUCAGUUCAGCAAGUUCCAUAUAGUCCAUCAUCUUCAUCUGCCAUUCUUCAAUAGUUGAUAAAUCUUGUUUCUUCCAAUUCUUCGCUAGUAAUAUUCUUGCAGCUGUUGUGGCAGACAGAAGCCAGUGGGGCAAUUCAAAGGUGAGGAAAGGAGGGAAAUUCGACUGAGUUUUUUAAAAGAAGAAUUCAGAAGUCAGCUGGGAUGUGUGUGUGUGGAGCGAAAUAUUCUGCAGUUUGCAGGACUGAUGGAUUGAUUACAGUGGUACCUUGGUUUACAACCUUAAUCCAUUCCGGAAGUCCGGCCUUAAACCAAAGCGGACUUAAACCAAGAUGCGCUUUCCCAUAAAGAAACGCUUGGGUUGCAAACGUGAUCCGUGUGGGAUGCAUGUUCACAACCCGCAGCGUUUGCAACCCGCAGCGGUGGGUCUGCACAUGCGCGGGUUGCGAUUUGGUGUUUCUGCACAUGCGUGAGCACCGAAACCUGGAAAUAACCCGUUCCGGUACUUCCAGGUUUCAGCGGGUCCGUAACUCGGAAAAACGCAACCUGAAGUGUCUGUAACCCGAGGUAUGACUGUAUUCAUUUAAACAUCCCUAAAAUAUCAACAACAGCCUGGUGUGCUCUGGUCCAUGGGGUCACGAAGAGUCGGACACGACUAAACGACUAAACAACAACAAUAACAACAUAUUAUUUUCCGUUCAGCAGCCUAACAGUCCACAGAUAGAACCUGUUUUUUAGCCUGUUGGUACGACUGAUUAUACUUCUAUAUCUCCUGCCCGAGGGUAGAAGAUUAAAGAGGUGCUGCCCGGGGUGUGAAUUGUCCCUGGGAAUUUCUCUCACUCUCCUAAGGCAACGAUCCCUUGCGAUGUCAUCUAGCUGGCUCAGGGGGAAAGCCCAUGAUGUCAUGCGCUGUGUUCGCCACCCUCUGUAAAGACUUCCCUUCUUCUCUUUCCAGGGCUCAUUCUGCAUAACAUAAAUCCCUGUAUAUUUUUUAUAAACGAAACCAUUCAGCAUUCCAUUGUUGCAUCCAUCAAAACUUCAUUUUGCAUCAGAACUCUCGCGGCUGUUGUCGCAUACAUCUGGACCCUCCUUCCUUGGAGGUUUCUCAGCAGAGGUCGGAGGGCCAUCUGUCAUGGAUGCUUCAGCUGAGAUUUCUGCCUUGCACGGGGGUUGGACUAGAUGACCCUCAGGUAUCCCUUCCAACUCUAUGAUUCUGUGAUUCCUUUCCCGAACCUGGCAUCACCACCUUCUUUCCUUCAUCCCGCAGGGGACCGCUACAUCGUGGCCGACUGUGGCGGAGGGACCGUUGAUCUGACCGUGCACCAGAUUGAACAGCCACAGGGGACCCUCAAGGAGCUCUACAAAGCGUCAGGUGAGGGGGGGCUGGGGAGAGUCCACAGAGCAAGGCCACCUGCAAGGAGGUCCAGGGCUGUAGGUGGAGGAGAAAGGUAAACUUAUCUCAUUCACGCUUUCCGAAACCCUACGGAAUCUGAAACACAGAAUUCGUACUUCUCCGAAUUUUGCGGUGCAGUUCUCCGGCCAAAACAAUGUGUGCAAGAAUGCACAUGACUGUGGUAAAGCUUGGCUAAAACUGCAUAUAAUUAUGGUAAGGAGAGCCAUACCAUACCUUGGAAGUCGUACCUUGGAAGUCGAAUGGACUUCCGUUCGACUUCCAAAACGUUCGAAAACCAAAUCACAGUUUAUGAUUGGUUGCAAGAAGCUCCUGCAGCCAAUCAAAAGCCACAGAAGCCCCGUUGGACGUUUGGGUUCCAAAAGAAUGUUUGCAAACAGAAUGUUUGCGGAACAGUCACUGUUUGCGGUGUUCAGGAGCCAAAACGUCCGAGUUCCAGGGCGUUUGGGACCGAAGGCGCAACUGUAUUUGGCAAAAUUCCACACAAACAUGACUGCAGCCCUGAACUUUCAUGUAAGCCGUGCAAUUUUGCAGCUUUGAAAGGCGGCUGGGUUUGUGCCCAGGUUUGUUUCCCACCCAGCUAUUUGGCUAGAACGGCCAUUCCAGGGUUUCCAGGGUUGUUUGAAGCUGGCCUCCCCUGUUGGUGUUCUGAUGUUAGAGUUCCACCUAGUGGCUGAAACUGAAAUAGCAAGCAAGAAGCAAAAUAAGAAGGAAAAUCAAAGCCUUUAUUUGAAGGUGGAAAUGCAAAUGUCUGGGACUCACUGCAUUCUUCGGAUAGGUUGCUCAUAUUUGCAACAACAGCUUAAGGAAGUGCAUUCCUCAGCUCAGGGGGCCACCCCAGUCAGUGCCCUGACCUUUGGGAAAACAACAAACAAUACAAGCAACACGCAGACCAGUAUACUAGAUAGCACUGUAAUUCUUAUUGCAUAAUAUACAUGAUUUAGUAGCAAAAACAAAAUGUGUGCACUUGUAAAUUCUCCAAUAUAUUUGAAAUCAAUUGAACACACGUCUGUCAAUCUUUGAAAGUCCGCAGAAGUAUAAUAAGUCUAUAGUUGAAACAAAGUAAUAGAUGCUAUCCUGUGGGCUAAGCGGUAAAACUUUUUAGGCGUUCGUGGUGCCGAAGUAGUAGGUGAAUAACAAUGUAGGACAGUGAUCCCGGAUAAUCUGACUGUUUCGCUGGAAUCUUCUUCAGCACAAACCAUAGAUUAGAAAAAGGCACAAGGAGCAGUGGUCAUGUGGAUAUGCAAUAUGUUAUUCACUUACUUACUUUCAAAGAUUGACAGACGUGUGUUCAUUUGAUUUCAAAUAUAUUAGACAAUUUACAAGUGCACACAUUUUGUUUUUGUUACUAAAUCAUGUAUAUUAUGCAAUAAGAAUUACAGUGUUAUCUAGUAUACUGGUCUGCAUGUUGCUUGUAUUGUUUGUUGUGUUAAGUUUGCACCACAGGGGUUUGUUGUUCUGUAUUGUUGAUGUACCCUGACCUUUGGGAGGGCAGAAAACACAGAGAGAGACUAGCUUCUCUUAGGCCCUGAAAGCCCCAUAUCCUUCAUACCAUUAUUAUUAUUAUUAUUAUUAUUAUUAGCCCACCUUUUUCCUCCAAGGAGCUCAAGAAGGCAUACAUGGUUUCCCAUCUCCUCAUUCUGUCCCACAGCAACCCUGCAAAGUAGGCUAGGCUGAGAGGCAGCCCAAGGUCCCAACUGGUGAACUGCAUUGCCAAGCAGAGAUUUGAACCCUGGCCCCUGAAGCCUUAGUUUGAUCCGCUAGCCACUGUGCCAUGCUGCCCCUCUCCCUUGCUCCUUUGACCUUCCCUCUCCUGUCGCUGCCUUCCAGGAGGUCCUUACGGGGCCGUGGGGGUGGACUUGGCCUUCGAGAAACUUCUCUGCCAGAUCUUUGGCGAGGACUUCAUCGCCACCUUCAAGGCCAAGCGCCCAGCGGCCUGGGUCGACCUGACCAUCGCGUUCGAGGCCCGCAAGCGGACAGCUGCCCCUCACCGCGCCAACUCCCUCAACAUCUCCCUGCCCUUCUCCUUCAUCGACUUUUACCGGAAGCACCGGGGACAGAACGUGGAGACGGCUCUGAAGCGCAGCAGGUGAGGCUCCCAGAGGGUUGGAUGAAAAUGGGGGUUGGGAUAGAUGACCACUGGGGUCCCUCCUCACUCUCGGAUGACCUUGGCCCUGGCAGGGAUAAAAGGAUCACAAUUCCACUGCCCCACCCCAAGUUCUUUCCCCUUUUGUUAAAAAUCGGAGGCCUUCUUUCAGUAGGACACCAUCAGGGCAGUGUAGAUUGGUCAUUGCAAUUAGACUAAAACAGCAUAAAAUGAAGCAGAAAGAUUGAAUGGUCUCAGGAUCUCGGACAUACUAUCUGUUAUGUACUGAAGUUCUCACCCUGGGCCAGCAGGGGGAUACUGUAGAUAGUUUUCACUCAGGUCCACAUAUGCAAAUAAGGGAUCGAAAGUGACAUUCAGUGAUUGGAUAGUUACAGAAAGUGGUUACUGUUGCGUUGUAGUGGAGCUCUAUAUAAGCAGGCUGGCUAAACCCUUCAGUUCGGUUCUGUUCUAGCCUGUGAAUAAACAAGAGCUGUUUGAAGAAUCGCUGUGUCGUCUGAUAUGUUCACCCACAACUUAACACUAUCCAUCUAGAGCAAUGGGAGAAACUCUGGCGAGAGGGUAUACGAUUUACUGCCUCAUAUACAAUUAAAGAAAAUUUUGUAAAGGUAUUCUAUAGGUGGUACUUAACGCCAGUUAAGUUGGCAAAGAUAUAUAAAUUGAAAUCCAACGUCUGUUGGAGAAGUGGUCGAGAAAUAGCAACUACAAUAUAUAUGUGGUGGAGGUGUGAGGAAAUUAAGAAAUUUUGGAUAGUAGUACAUGAAGAACUAAAGAAGAUUUUGAAAAUAUCAAUAGCAAAGAAACCACAGACAUAUCUUCUUGGAUUGAUAGAUGAAGAGAUACCACAGGGGGAAGAAAGAAUUUUUCUAUAUGCAAGUACAGCUGCUAGAAUAGUGAUCGCUGCUAGUGGAAGUCACAAACUAUACCCACAAAGGAGGAAUGGAUUUGUAAACUUAAUGAAUAUUUAAUUGUGGCAAAAUUAAUUGCUAUAAUAAGAAAUCAGUCGAAUCAAAAAUUAAAAAAGGAGUGGAAACGUUUUGAUGAAUAUAUGGCAAAAUAUUGCUGGGGGGGAAAGAUACGCUAAUAUGCCUAGAUUAAAAUGUGAAGUACUAGAUGGAAGAAAAAUUAGUAAGGAAAGAUAACAAGACUAUAUAGAUGAUUUGAGAAGACUGUAGAAUGGAAAGAUUAUUGUAAAUUGUAUAAUGUGGAGGAAAUCGAGUGGGGGGGGCGGAGGGAAGUGGGAGGAAGGAGAAAAGAAUAAUAUGAUAGAUUGAGGAAAUAGAAAUGUAAUGGGGAGGAAAUGGUGUUGGUUUUGGUACAUGUGUAUUGUAAUGUAAUGUGAAAACCAAUAAAUAAAUAAAUAGCAAAAAAACCACGAAAAAUAAAAUAAAAAUAAAAAUGUAUAAGCAAUCUCUUUUCUGGCAUCUCCAGCGUGAACCUGGUGAAGUGGUCCUCGCAAGGGAUGCUGCGCAUGUCCUCUGAAGCCAUGAAUGAGCUCUUCCAGCCAACCAUCAGCCAGAUUAUCACACAUAUCGGUGAGUCCCCCAGUUGGAGAGCUCGGCUGUGUGCAGAAACUCAAGCUGGGUGCCAACCUUCUUUCUCCUGUGGGCAAUGCCCUGAAAUGGGCAAAAGGGAAAAAAAGUGUGUCAGUUUGUGAGUGUGGAUAGCUUCGUUGGUAGAGAAUGAACCGCUUAAACUUAGUGUUGCGAGUUCGAGUCCUGCACUGGGUUUCCUGCGUUGCAGGGGAUGGACCAGAUGAUCCUCAGGGUCCCGUCCAAUUCUAUAUUGAUAUCAUUUUGCUGGUCAGUUCCACCAACUUGCAGCCUGAUCCUGCAGACAGCCGCAAGGCCCAAGUGUGAGACUCCCAAGUUCCCCCUGACCUGUGGUCUUGCUAGCCUCCAAGUGUCCAUAUUUUCCAGGGACAGUCUCGGACUUACAGAAGCCACCCCGGUUUCUGAUUUGAUCCCAAAAUGUCCCACUUGGACCUCCCUAUUUUCAUCAGAGAUUUGUUGGUGGGUAUGGAGUUAUGCAACCCACAAGCCAAGGAGAUAGGCAAGUAUACAACUUUUUAGACACUUUUAGAAGGCAGUCUUAUAUAGGGAAGGCGGUUUUUUUAUGUUUAAUGCUUUAUUAUAUUUUUAUAUAAGGGUCACGGGUGGCACUGUGGGUUAAACCACAGAGCCUAGGACUUACCGAUCAGAAGGUCGGCGGUUCGAAUCCCCGCAACGGGGUGAGCGCCCGUUGCUCGGUCCCUGCUCCUGCCAAUCUAGCAGUUUGAAAGCACAUCAAGUGCAAGUAGAUAAAUAGGUACCGCUCUGGCGGGAAGGUAAACAGCGUUUCCGUGUGCUGCUCUGGUUCGCCAGAAGCGGCUUAGUCAUGCUGGCCACAUGACCCGCCAGCUCCCUCGGCCAAUAAAGCGAGACGAGCACCGCAACCAGAGAGUCGGCCACAACUGGACCUAAUGGUCAGGGGUCCCUUUACCUUUUACCUUUAUAUUUUUAUAUCCAGUGGUAGUCUCGAACUUAAUCCGUUCCGGGAGUCCGUUUGGCUCCCAAAACCGUUCGAAAACCAAGAUGUGGCUUCCGAUUGGAUGCAGGAGCUCCCUGCACUCAAGCGGAAACCGUGUCAGACGUUCAGCUUCUGAAAAAUGUCCACAAACAGGAACACUUACUUCUGAGUUUGCGGCGUUGGGGAGUCGAUUUGUUCAGCAACUCAGCCAUUUGAGAACCAAGGUACCAAUGUAUGUUGGAAGCUGCCCAGUCGGAUGGUUUCAUACAAGUAAUAAAAUUAUUAUUUUCAUGGAACAGGACAUUCCAAUUUUCACCAGAGAAACAUUGGAGGGUAUGCAAUUGGGGGCAGCAAUACUUCUGAAUCCCAGUUGCUGGAAACUGCAGGAGCGGAGAGAGGUCUUGUGUUCAAAUCCUGCUUGCUGGUUUCCCACAGACAUCUGGCUGGCCUCUUAGGUUCUUUCUGCUGACAGUGAGCCUACCUGACAGGUGUGGAGGGUCAGAAAAGCCUCAGCUCUUCCCUGAAGCCUUGUACUGUUUUUGGGGGACAGGAGGCAGGCUGGUGUGGGGGACUCCCUGGUCCUGAAUGGGGUAACUGUGCCCCUGAAGGACCAGGUGCGCAGCCUGGGAGUCAUUUUGGACUCACAGCUGUCCAUGGAGGCGCAGGUCGAUUCUGUGUCCAGGGCAGCUGUCUCCCAGCUCCAUCUGGUAUGCAGGAUGAGACCCUCCCUGCCCACCGACUGUCUGGCCAGAGUGGUGCAUGCUCUGGUUAAAUCCUGCUUGGACUACUGCAAUGUGCUCUACGUGGGGCUACCUUUGAAGGUGACCCGGAAACUACAACUAAUCCAGAAUGCGGCAGCUAGACUGGUGACUGGGAGUGGCUGCUGGGACCCCAUAACACUAGUCUUCAAAUAUCUACACUGCCUCCCAGUACGUUUACGAGCACAAUUCAAAGUGUUGGUGCUGACCUUCAAAGCCCUAAACGGCCUCGGUCCAGUAUAUCUGAAGGAGUGUCUCCACCCCCAUCGUUCUGCCUGGACACUGAGGUCCAGUGCCGAGGGCCUUCUGGCGGUUUCCUCCCUAUGAGAAGCCAAGUUACAGGGAACCAGGCAGAGGGCCUUCUCGGUGGUGGCAUCCUCCCACCAGAUGUCAAAGAGAAGAACAACUACCAGACUUUUAGAAGACAUCUGAAGGCAGCCCUGAUUAGGGAACCUUUUAAUGUUUAAUAGGUUAUUGUAUUUUAGUGUUCUGUUGAAAGCCACCCAGAGUGGCUGGGGAAACCCAGCCAGAUGGGCGGGCUAUUAUUAUUAUUAUUAUUAUUAUUAUUAUUAUUGACAGUUACUGGCUCCAAAAUGGAACCUUGCCAAGUUUUUCCACCAUCCUUUUGACCCCUGUGGCCUCUCCACCUCCCUCCACUGUCCCCUCUCUCCCUUCAGGUGACCUCAUGAAGAAGCCGGAAGUCAAAGGUAUCAAGUUCCUCUUCCUGGUGGGAGGUUUUGCCGAGUCCUCGAUGCUGCAACACGCGGUCCAGUCGGCCUUCAGCGCCGUCUGCCGGGUCAUCAUCCCGCAGGACGUGGGCCUGACCAUCCUGAAAGGCGCGGUGCUCUUCGGCCUGGACCCCACCAUCGUCCGCGUGAGGCGCUCCCCUCUGACCUACGGCGUGGGGGUGCUCAACAAGUUCGUGGAGGGCAAGCACCCCAGGGAGAAGCUGCUGGUCAAGGAAGGGAAGAACUGGUGCACCGACAUCUUUGAGAAGUUUGUCUCCGUGGACCAGUCCGUGGCCCUGGGCGAGGUGGUGCAGAGAAGCUACUGCCCUGCGCGGAUGGGGCAGCGGAAGAUCAUCAUCAACAUCUACUGCUGUGGCACCGACGACGUGGUCUACAUCACCGACCCCGGGGUCAGGAAAUGCGGUACCAUCAGCCUCGACCUGGAUGAGUUGGAGGAGCCCAGCUCUCCGAAGAAGAGCAGGAGGGAGAUCCGAGCCAGCAUGCAGUUUGGAGACACAGAGAUCAAGGUGGCAGCCAUGGAUGUCCAGACGUCAAAGACCGUGAGAGCUUCUAUCGAUUUCCUUUCCAACUGAUGCCCUGGAUAUUUGAGGCCUUGGAGGAGGAGGAGGAGGAAGAAGGGGUUUGGCUGUGGUCCUUCUCCUCCUCUCCUCUGUGGAUUUUUCUGGUUGAGUCAUGUCAGAGUUGGGGAGAAAUCCAGCACAGGUCAGGUUCCAGAAACACGUCCUCUUUGCUUCAACUCGCCAAAGAAAGGCAAGCUGGAAUACCAGGUGGACGGACCCUUUCAUCUUUCCCAUCGUUAGUCUUGGUCUUUGGUGGUGGCAACUGGACCACAGUCAUAUAUUAUCUUCUCAGGACUCUAGAAGAGAGCAGAGGGGUGGGCAGCUUUGCAGGCCAGCAGUAAAAAACUCCAAAGAGAGAAAUUCCGCAGAAGAGGUUGGUCCCAUAACCUUCCCUUCCAUUUCUCUUCAGGUUUUGGAGAGACAAUUUUGCGUGCAAUGAUGGGCCUUGCAGAUGGAAUGGUCCAUGAUGCAGCAGCAGCCCUUCAUUCAAGACCAUAAUUUAACUAGCGGGGAGUUGGAAAUUUUACCUAGCAGUGUCACCAUAGGAAGAUGAAAUGCAAUAUAGUGGUACCUCGGGUUAAGUGCUUAAUUCGUUACGGAGGUCCGUUCUUAACCUGAAACUGUUCUUAACCUGAAGCACCACUUUAGCUAAUGGGGCCUCCUGCUGCCGCUGCACCGCUGGAGCCCGAUUUCUGUUCUCAUCCUGAAGCAAAGUUCUUAACCUGAAGCACUACUUCUGGAUUAGCGGAGUCUGUUACCUGAAGCGUAUGUAACCUGAAGCAUAUGUAACCCGAGGUACCACUGUAUCCACAUUCCAUUCCAUGCAACACCCCCACUCCUAGAAUUGCCAUAUUUCAAAAAGUAAAAACUAGGACAUUCCGGAAAACCCCAAAGUUGUUAAGCUGCUGCUGCUUCUUCUUCUUUACAAAAACACCAAAAAACACAGCAAUUUUUCAAUUGUCUGGCCUAAGAUCUAGGACAAAGUGAUGCCUUCUGGAAACAUGAAGUGUUUACAUAAUAAUAUCCUUAAAUAUUGUUGGGUUCACACACACACACACACACACACACACACACACACAAAUGAAGCAUCUCAGUGCACAAGGUGUUGGAUAAUUAAGACAACUGCACGAGCAAAAAAUAGAAAGGUUCUGUGCUUUUGCAUGGGGAACAGGACGGGCAUUUAAGCCAACGGUGAAUAACAAUGUAUGUCUGAAGCAUGUAUAUUUGGACCUACCUUCCAUUUUAGAGGAAGACUGGCAUGGCUUUAGCUGGGUCUCCCCAACCUCUGUCUUGGACUGCCAAUCCCAUCGGCGGCAGCCAGUGGGUACCAGUGUGAACAGCAGGUGGAGCAGUUUCUCUACUUAUCGUGCCUUAAUCCAAAUAAAAGCCCAGCUCAGCUUCCACCAACCUGCCCAGAGCGGAGGGGCGAGAUUCAUUCAGCUGGGGGCAAGGGGAGAGGCUGGUGACUAGGGCAAUGUUUUGCCUGCUCCCCCAAACCCAAAGCUGUAGCCCAGCCAUCUUGAGGACCUCAGAGCUAUAUUUACUUUUUAGAAGUCUUAUCAGUGAGCAGCUUCUUGUAGGUCCUUUCAGUCUAGUUCUCUUGAUGUAAGCAGAACUGGAGAGGAGGGGCAGAAAUCACAGGUAUAUCUAGGUCAUGGGUGGGCAAACUAAGGCCCGGGGGCUGGAUCCGGCCCAAUCGCCGUCUAAAUCUGGCCCACGGACGGUCCAGGAAUCAGUGUGUUUUUACAUGAGUAGAAUGUGUCCUUUUAUUUAAAAGGCAUCUCUGGGUUAUUUGUGGGGCAUACGAAUUUGUUCGUAUUCUUUUUCAAAAUAUAGUCCGGCCCCCCACAAGGUCUGACAGUGGACCGGCCCCCUGUUGAAAUAGUUUGCUGACCCCUGAUCUAGGUUUGGAUGUUGCCUCCUGGAAAUGGGAGUUUUUUUCUAAGUGUCCAGCUUGUCUCUUCAGAGUCUUGGCUUUUAAACAAUUGAUGCUCAAGUCUUGAGAACUGCUAGCGUCCACUGCAUCUUUGCAAAGGACGGGGAGGAAAUCAGAAUAAAUUGAUUGCCUCCAGUGACACCCCACCCUCAACAGCUCAGAGUCCCUUUAGCCGGCCUGCUCACUGCUCCACCAACCAUCUAUUGCUCUCCAACUAGCCAGGCAGGAUUGCACCGUUCUCUGGAAGAUCUGGCUGAAUAAACUGUCCACAUUGCCAGCCUGCCCCUUCCAAACCGCGACAAAAAGCUUUUCUGGCCUGUCUUUUGAGUCUCUGUCCUGCCUCCUUAAUGCUUGUAAUAUGUCGCUUUGUAGGAACCCACCCAAAAUUUUAUUUUUCUAUAUUGUGUAUAAACCCGCACUCUCUCUUUCUCUCCCUCGGGAGAACGGGUGGACAUUCAUGAGCUUGUUGCGGCCAGUAUGGCUUUAUUAGAGAAAAAUAAACGGAAGUGAUUUUUGCUUUC
Messenger RNA from Podarcis lilfordi (Lilford's wall lizard), 47288 nucleotides. The record is from the annotation of a GenBank genome assembly. Lineage: Eukaryota; Metazoa; Chordata; Lepidosauria; Squamata; Lacertidae.